This is a messenger RNA of Podarcis lilfordi (Lilford's wall lizard), 88047 nucleotides long. NCBI's taxonomy places the organism in Eukaryota, Metazoa, Chordata, Lepidosauria, Squamata, Lacertidae. The record is from the annotation of a GenBank genome assembly.
AUGUUUACCUGGAAGUGCCUCAUUCUUUGGGCUGUGCUGGUCACAGCCACACUGUCCACGGCAAGACCAGCACAAACUCUGCCUGAGCAAGGUAGGCGUGCUAGUUAGUACCUCUUGUGCCAUUGCCAGCUGUAGAUGUGCUUCAGUUUUCAGUGGUAUUUUUGUUCUCUUGGUGAAUCAAAAGGAACGUGGUAGAGCGUUCACAAGAACAAAGCUGAAUUGCCUUUAGCAUCGCUCCAGAAAUGUUCAGGAAUAAAUACAUAUUUUGUCCUAUCUGCAUGUACAAGAACAUUAAGAGUAAAUGCACUCUUCAAAAAUUUUACAUUUAAGUAACAGGCAUAAUUCAAGUAGAUACUUAACUUAGUUUAUAAGCUCUGCAAUAAAUGAUGGGGCUGAGAGAAUACCCCCUAUGUCUUUGUUUAAUUGUUUGUUUUAAAUUUAAUUCUUAUUUUCUGAAAUAGAAUUUUAGACAUGCAGUUUCAAACAGCAAACAAACCACUUAACAAAUUUUGGACACUUUGAAAGAAAACAAAAGCUAUUUGUUUUGCAAUCUGUUAUCUGAUGCAUAUAUUCAUUGCGAAUUGAACUUAGGCUUGUGAAUGUCUUGGGUGUCUUCUAUAUGUCUGUCUUGGAGUCGGGAGACUGUGGGUUGGUAGCUGGGAUUUGCUGAUCCUCUUGACUAUGCACGUUCUUCAAAUGGUACCUUGGAAGAAGGUCUUCUGUUUUAAGAGAAAGUCGGAUCCUGUUCACGGCUGGCAGUAGAUGAAAUGGCACAGCAGAGGUUUGCACCCUGGAUGGCUUUGGUCCAUUUCCCCACUGGGGCUGUAGACAACUGUACCUCAAUCUGUUCUCUGGCCUGAGGUCAGUGGUUGGAUCAGGAGCUUGAAAAUGCUGCAGCAGAAGAGGGUUCAUAAGGCAGAGGCAUAGCAUGUUCAUUGGAUUGAAGGGCCACUUUAUAAUGUCACUGCAAAUUUGAACCUUAUACUGUAACUGUCUCUGUUUCUGGGUCACCAAUCCUUUUGGUCUGAGUUGAGCAGUUAAGUGUCUGGAUCUUUGAGUUCCUAAUCUGGUAUCUUUAGAGAAGAACCUCAAGAGUCCUGAUAAGGCAAUUGUGUAAAAAUAAAGUUAAUCUUGUCUGUGCAUUGUAGGAGCAAGUAGGAUCAACAGUUUAUAUUUUCUCAUACCUGACUUAUCUAGAUUCUAAUCUAAAUGUAUCUGAACCUUCAAAUUAGAACAUCAGGAAUUCAGAUAAACUGUGGAAAUCAGUACUUAAAAUCUUCAUGUGACUACUAUGCCUAUAAGAUAUUUAAAUGAGAAAAAAUGAUGAUGGAAGGCAAAUGAUCAAAAAGGUCGUACUUGUGCAAAAAGGUCACACUUGGCAAAUCCACAUCAUGAUCAACUCCCGCCCAGAAACCAAUGUCCCCACUGUGGAAGGACGUGUGGAUCCAGAAUUGUUAAAACCGUGUUUAUGGAAGACGGUCUUACUUGGCUACGAGUGAUCACCAAAGAAUAAGAAGACUUGUGCAAAAGACAAGAAUUAGAUCUGCUUGAAAGUGUAUAUAUGGUCAGGGCAGCAAUUUAAGUAUUUGUUUUGGGGUGAAAUCCGAAGUAAGCUUGGGAAGGGUGUAAUAGUUCAUGAGAAAUGUGCCCUAAUGAUUCUGUGGUCUUUUUGCUCUUGGUUGCUUGUCCGAUAGGUAGGGUUACGAGUCCUUUAACACCAGCAGGUAAAGCUUUUUGUAGCAUAAAGAUCAAUCCAGUUCAGCCAAUUCAGUUGCACACAAACACGGCCAGCCUUCAAAAAUGUUAGGACUUGAUGCAUCACAUUGAACUGGUGGCCACUUCUCACUGUUCAAGGCACUGUGCUCCUCUGCAGCUCCUGCUUCAUGCCAAGGGGCUUGUAUGGGAGAACAUCCACGUGGGUUGUGCCCCAGGUGUCUCUCUCCCCUUGGAGGAUCUCUGCCCCUUGCAGAAGGCCCAUAGCUGCAGGGUAGAGCUUUGGCUGUGCCUGCAGAAGGCCCCAGGUUCAAUCCCAACCACAUCCAGAUAGGGCUAAUAAUGUCCACUGCCUGGAAUCCUGGAGAGCCACUGCCAGUCAGUGCAGGCAGUACUGAGCUAGAUGGACCCAGUGGUCUCACUCUGUAUGAAACAGCUUCUCAUCUCCUAUGUUUGCUCCUGCAUUUCCCUUUGCAACACCCCAAAUCAACUACCUGAAACAUGGCAGGUUGAGACCUGUCUCACUUUACCUUGUAGCAGAAUAGCAGAGUCUUUUCACAAAAGUCUCCCUGACUGAGGCCCCUGCUAUCUGCAUGUUGCCUCUUCCACUUUCUGUAGACUUCCUCUCCAGCAACUGUGCAAUCAGUAUAAGGCUGCCAGAUCCCCUCCUAUUUCUUCCUCAUUGCUCCAUCACCACCAGUGGCUGGUGUCACAAGGUGUGCAUGGAGGUGCCAGAUCAGCUGCUUGUGGGCCCUCCUCACGUUUGCUGAAUCUCAAAACAUUUCUGGAGGCUGUUUUUCCUCAGAUCUGGCUACAGCCAGCCUUUAGGUUCUCGCAAAUGGGGGGGGGGGCAGUAUUACUUCUUUAUCCCAGAUUCAUAGAAGUGUUAACCGAUACCUGUAGCAUCCACCGGAGAUAUAUGUAGCCUGAAACUUUCUCCUUACUUUAGGUAGCACCUCGCCUAAUCACUAGUUCUAGAGAACUGAAAGCUUCCUGCUAUUUUGUGACAUUUUGGCUAGGCCUAAUAGAUACUGCCGAAUGGUGAAUUGUAGAGUUUUCUUAUUAGCUAACCCAGCUAUCCCUUACUUUUGAAAUUAUUCUUGUAUUUUCAGCUUCUUUUUUUAACAAAUGACUUUUUAAAACCUCCUCACACCUCACUGGGAGACCUAAUAGCUGUGGGGCUUCCACAAAGAGAAGAGAGCCCCACAUAAUCACCGUAUUUUUCACUCCAUAAGACGCACCUAGUUUUUAGAGGAGGAAAUAAAGAAAAACAAUAUUCUGAAUGAAACAGUGGAUGUAUGAUUUUUGUGGAUUAUUCUGUGGCCACAGACGUGUGAUUUGAUGGUGAGUUUGGGGUAGCCUAAUGCAAAAAUCCUGAGGAUCCAUGUGGAUCUGUGCUUUGUAACCACAUUUUUGCACCACUGCAGCCCCAGGAAACAGUGGAUGCGUGAUUUUUUGGGUGCAGGCUGUAGCCAUGGACAUGCUAUGUGAUCUGAUGGUGAAUUUGGGGUGUAAAAAUCCUGAGGAUCCAUGGGCUUUUACUUCCCCCCUCCCAGGCAGCCUCCUUUAUCGCUAGCAUCCCUUAUCUCUCUCCCGAUCCCACCGAUCAGCUGUUUCCUUUCAACACUCCCUUCCCUCUUGUUUGCCUUAGUGUCUUUUCCUUAGCUGGAGCAGUUUUUUGCUCCUCCUUUUCUUCUAAUUUCACUCCUCGUUGCUUUAGUCUUCCUAUCUCCUCUCCUUGCAAGUUCACUGUCUUUACCUCCCCGCUCCCAGGCAGCCUUCUUUAUCGCUAGCGUCCCUUAUCUCCCUCCGAUCUCUUGCCGAUCAGCUGCUUAGCGGCUUUGUUUCAACACCCACUUCCCUCUUUCUAAAAAAAAAGAGCAUGAUCUGCUUUUCGCCCCUGGGCAAUUCGGCUCCAGGGACCACGCAUUCGCUCCCUAAGACGCACAGACUUUCCCCCUUACUUUUUAGAAAGAAAAAAGUGCAUCUUUUGGAGCGAAAAAUACAGUAAGUCUCCUGGGGGUGGGUGCUCUUAGUAGGCAAAGGGCUCUCAUACACUGCCAGCUACUCAGAGUAGACCCACUAAAAUUAAUGGAUAUUACGAACAAGUACUACGUAGUUGGGUACCACCCUCUGCUUUUUAUCAAUGCUUUUUUCUUUUGAAAAUGGUGGGAGAAGUAAAAAAACCUCUGUGGUUACUCUGUAUGUUGCUGAAAUGCGACGGUGGCCAAUGAGUUGUUAAAGGGAAAAGGCUGGACGUUUCCAUUUUCCACCCCGUCCCCCCUCCAUCGGUCACUCGUCCACCCCUCCAAACCCCCCUCUGGGGAGAGCAAGCCAGAGGAGACUUUCUUUGGCCUGCCUGCUGCUCUUUCCCUCCUGCCAUUUCAGCCACGCUGAGCUAUGCUGCCUUGCACAUAAGAGCAGGCCAGGCCAGCUCUCUGUACAGUGGUGCCUCGGGUUACGAACUUAAUUCGUUCUGGAGGUUCAUUCUUUUUUUUCUUUUUUUAAAAAAAUUUUAUUAGCAAUUUCAACAUAACAAACUAUGAAACCAUAUAACUGCAUACAUAAUUUCCCCCCUUUCCCCCCUCCCCUCCCCCACCAGAGACUUCCCUCAGCUCCUGAUUUCUCAGCACAUAUUAUUCUCUGCAUGUUAUAAAAUUGUACAUAUCCUUACAUUAUCUAUCUAACAUGUUAUCAACCAAUAAAUCUGUGUAUGUUUAUUCAAAACCUGCCAAGGAGUCCAGUUUAUUUUGUUGUCUUUUUAGAUAAUUUGUAAAAAGCUCCCAUUCUUCCUUAAAGCCAUAGUUGUCCUUGUCCCACAAUUUAUAUGUCAAUUUAGCCAACUCCGCAUAGCUCAUCAAUUUUUCUUGCCACUGUUCUUUUGUCGGGAUUUCCUCAUUCUUCCAUCUUUGUGCUAUCAAGACUCUUGCCGCUGUUGUAGCAUACAUAAAUAAAUUCUUUGUUUUUCUUGGCAGGUCUUGUCCUACAAUCCCUAACAUAAAUGCCUCUAGUUUUUUUUACAAAUGUCAUUUUAAACAUUUUUUUCAAUUCAUUGCAUAUCAUUUCCCAAAAUUUUUAAAUUUCUCUACAUUCCUACCACGUAUGAGAAAAAGCCUCUUCUUUUUCUUUACUUUUCCAAAAUAUAUUUGACCCGGUUUUAUACAUUUUUGCGAUCUGUACUGGUGUAAUGUACCAUCUAUACAUCAUUUUCGUAUAAUUUUCUUUUAAGAGAGAACAAUCUGUAAAUUUCAAGUUUACUUUCCACAGUUUUUCCCAGUCCUGAAAUUGUAUAUUAUGUCCUAUAUCCUGUACCCAUUUGAUCAUGACCAAUUUGACCUCCUCAUCUUUUGUUUCCCAUUCUAGCAAAAUACUAUAUGCUUUCUUCAGCAGCUUCACUUCUUCUAUUACUUCCUUUUGAAAUCUAGAAGUUGUAUACCUAACCCUUUCUUACUAUCUUCCUUUUACAUCUCAUGUAGUUGUCUGUAGUGUGAGCAACUCUGAAAAUGGUCUUUAAUUUCCUCAUAAUCUUUAAAUUUCCAUUUCCCUUCUUGAUCCUUCAGCAAGUCUCUAUAUGUAGGCCACUUCCCUUUUUUGCCAAGUGGUUUGAGUAAUGAAGCUUCAAUUGGUGAUACCCACCAGGGUGUUUGUUGUUCUAUUAAGUCUUUAUAUCUCUCCCACACCCUCAUUAGUGAUCUCCUAAUUAUAUGAUUGUAGAAUCCUUUAUGGACUUCCCCUUUCCCAUACCAUAAGUAUGCAUGCCAUCCAAAUCUGUUAUCAUGACCUUCCAGAUCUAAUGCUUCUUCCUUUUCCAGUUUUCUCCAUUCUCUAAUCGAUACUAAACAUGCAGCCUCGUAGUAUUUGUGGUCGGGGGGGGGGGCAAACCCGCCUCUUUCUUUUAUAUCUGUAAGUAUCUUGUGUUUAAUCCUCAGCCUUUUGCUCCCCCAGACAAGCUUCAAAAUAUUCUUUUUUAUAAAAAAAAAAAUAUUUAUUAGUAGUUUCAGAAUUAUAGAGAAUAAUAUAUAUAUAUAUAUAUAUAUAUAUAUAUAUAUAUAUAUAAAAAACAACACAGUUAUACAUAAAAAAGAGAAAAAAGAAAACGCAAAAACCAGUACAACAGUACAGCAAAAAGAUAAAAAGAAAAAAGGAAGACAGAGAAAAAAAAACACAAAUCCCAAAUUACAUAUCUAUAACUUCCAUUUGCUUGUUUCAUUGGCCUCCUCACACCUCCCUUCUUGCAUUCCAGUUCAACUAGUUAUUUCAGCAAAUUCUUUCCAUCUUUCUCAAUUUUUGUUACAAAAUUUAUCUUAACAAUUUAACCCAAUAAUUAGCUCAACAAAUCCUUUCCAUCUUUCCCCAUAUUAUGUUAUUCAAAUUACCUUAAUUUAUUUAACCUUAUCUUACCCUAAAAUACCUUAAAGCUUAAAUCUUAGUUUUCAAAUAUACAUAACUCCUGAUAUCAUUUCUGCUAGAGUCAUAUAGUUUCAUUCCAACAUUUCCCCUAAUAUUCAUUAAUUUUAAGCUAAUUCCCCAAAUAGAGAUGAGGUGGAGCGGCUGACAGAGUGGUGCAGAGCUAACAACUUGCUCAUAAAUACAAGGAAGACAAAGGAGCUUGUGGUGGACUUCAGGAGACAGAAGAGCAACGUCCAGCCACUUUUGAUUGAUGGGGUCUGUGUGGAGAGGGUAACAACGUUCAGAUUUUUGGGCAUUGAAUUACAAGAGGAUCUGUCCUGGAGUGUCAACACAAGGGGCUUGUGAAGAAGGCGCAGCAGAGACUGUACUUUUUGAGAAUACUAAGGAAAAACCAUCUUCCGCAGAAACUGCUGCUUGCCUUCUAUCACUGUGCCAUUGAGAGCGUGCUCACUUAUGGCUUAUGUGUGUGGUACGGAAGCUGUACUACCCAGGACAGGAUGGGGUUGUGCAGGGUUGUUAAGGCAGCAGAGAGCAUUGUUGGCUGCCCACUCUCCACCUUAGAGCAGAUUUAUGCCACAAGGUGCCAUAGGAAGGCACUGGACAUAGUAAAAGAUCCAUCGCAUCCUGGUCACUGUCUCUUCGAGCUCUUGCCGUCAGGACGGAGAUACAGGACGAUGAAGACAAGAACGAGCCGUCUUAAGAACAGCUUCUUCUCCAGAGCGAUCUCGGCCCUGAAUGGGAAGCCCGAACUUUGAAAGUCAUCUAAUCUCCCUUGCUGUAUUAUACUGUAUUGAUUAAUUAGUGUUUUUAUGGAGCAGUCAAGUAAUUUCGUUGUCCCCGAAGGGGGCAAUGACAAUAAAGAUAUUAUUAUUAUUAUUAUUAUUAUUAUUUAUUUAUAAUUUUUUCCAAUCUUCAUCCAACGUCUCUUCUUCCUGGUCUCGGAUUGUGUCAAUCCUUACUGUCUAUUCCAUCUAGUCCAUCAACCUGGAAGCCUUAUGUCCGAGGCCCUUAAGUCUCUUCCAUGUCCCUUCUGCAGUUCUUCUUCUUCUUGUUUAUACUUGCCCUUUUCCUUGCCUUUUGUUGGUCUCUUUCUUAAUUUCUUUCCUUUCUCAUUGAGGAGUAGGUCUCUGGGGAAUUCCAACCCAAAAUUGUCUCCAUCUCCCUUCAUCAAACCCGCCCAUUCCCCACAGUCCCACUCCCCACAGUCAUCGAUAUAAUCCAAAAAGUAUUUAAAAGCAUAUUUCCAGGUCUCUCCAAAGUUAGGAACCUCCUCAGCUCCAAACUCCCCCUGGCCCACUCCAACUUCAAUCUUCAAUGACAGCGUCUUAUGCUCCUGUAGGGCCUCGGGUCUCUCCAUUUAUAUUAUUUGAGGUGCGACCGCAUCCUCCUCCAUUAUCUUCUGCACUUGCCCAGACAGUGCAGGUUCAUGAGUUGGUUCCUGAAUGAUUUCUGUAUCAAUUUUCCCUGUUUGUCCACAGUUAUUAACCACAACAGUCAUCAAUCCAUUUUCUCAUUCAUCAAGUCCAUCUUCUCGUGCAUCUGUUCCAGCAAGGCACUUGUCUUGCAUAGAGCAAGCACCCAAUCUUCCUCCCAGCUCAUCUUUAGUCAAGGUCAGAAGAGACUGGUCCCACGAUCUUAAUCUCACAGCUGUUGAGUCCUCAAGUAUACUGCAGCAACAGUUUAACAAGCUCCCUCUAGACGAGACAAUUUCUAUUUGUAUCCUUUUUUUUUAAAGGCAAGUUCAACAAAGGAAAAUUACUUUCAUUUUUCAGAUAUUUUUCAGAUAUUUUGUUUCUUUAAAAUGCAAAAGGCAACAUUGGAAUCAGUUUGUUUCUCUUCUUUAGCUAUCUGUCAAAGUGUUCCAUUCACAGUCGAUGGACCUCUCCAACAAUUUCUGUCUCUGACACCCCGUUCCCAGGUUAGAGACGGUGGAAACUUAUCCUUCUUCACUCCCUCUCCUGUUAGGGUUGAACAAAGUCCCCCCCCCCUUUCUCCUGCUUCCAAGGGGGUUUCAGUAAUUCUGAAUGAAGGAAAUUUAGACUUUUUUUAACAGCUUUCCAGGCUUUAGCUUACAAAGUUUUUGCUUUAGUCUAUAUACAAAAAGCGGAAGGCGGACUUCCUGUUUUGAACCUUCCCGCUUCGAUGCCAAAUUGAGAUAUUUCUUAAUCCAAUUUUCCGUUUCUACUCACGGGUACUUGUUUUAAAUCCAAUUGUCCACAGGAAAAAGUCAGCGCUCUCUGGCAAUGGCUGUGCGGCUUCACUCCGUGAAAAUAGCAAUCAGUUCGCAGCACCGCGCCACUCACCCCACUUCGCUCCGGCACCCCAAAAUGGGGUUCCCGGUGAGUAGGUGAGCUCCUGGUGCCCUGCCAAACCCCACGUUCCCAGGCUUCCUCCGCCUGGGAUUUCUAGCGGGUCCCCACCUUCUCCGCGGUGGGAAGACCCAGUUUCCACGGAGCCCGUUCCUCUGGUCGGAGGAACUCCGCCAUUCACCGAUGGCGCUGACCCGGAAGUCCAAGCUUCGAAAUAUUCUUCUGCCAUUUUUUGACGCAAUCAUCUUUCACAAUUACUGGGCCUGUCUGGAACAGAAAGAGCAUUUUUGGCAAUACAUUCAUUUUUAUCGCUGCUAUUUUUCCUAGUAGGGAAAGGUUCAUUCUGCUCCAUAUUUCUAAAUUGCUUUUUAUCUCAGACCACACUUUUUCAAAAUUGCUUUUGUAGACAUUUAUGUUUUUUGCUGUUAGCCAUAUCCCUAAGUAGCGCAUUUUUUGCUCUAUAAGACUCACUUUUUCCCUCCUGAAAAGUAAGGGGAAAUGUGUGUGCAUCUUAUGGAGUGAAUGCAGGCUGCACAGCUAUCCCAAAAGCCAGAACAGCAAGAGGGAUUGCUGCUUUCACUGUGCAGCGAUCCCUCUUCCUGUUCUGGCUUCUGAGAUUCAGAAUAUUUUUUUUCUUGUUUUCCUCCUCCAAAAACUAGGUGCGUCUUGUGGUCUGGUGCGUCUUAUAGAGCGAAAAAUACGGUAUUUUACUUUUUUAUGAACUUCUAUCUCAAUAGGUAAAGGUAAAGGGACCCCUGACCAUUAGGUCCAGUCGUGGCCGCCUCUGGGGUUGCGGCGCUCAUCUCGCUUUAUUGGCCGAGGGAGCCGGCGUACAGCUUCCGGGUCAUGUGGCCAGCUUGACUAACCCGCUUCUGGUGAACCAGAGCAGCACACGGAAACGCCAUUUACCUUCCCGCUGGAGCAGUACCUAUUUAUCUACUUGCACUUUGACAUGCUUUCAAACUGCUAGGUUGGCAGGAGCAGGGACUGAGCAACGGGAGCUCACCCCAUCAUGGGGAUUCAAACCGCCGACCUUCUGAUCAGCAAGCCCUAUAGGCUCUGUGGUUUAACCCACUUUGCAUUAACUCUUUUUUCUCUUCUUCCUUCAAUUUUUUUACUAACAGCUUAAUUUUAUUUCUGUUUAAUUUAAAUCCUGCCACUUCCCCCAAAUUCUUGAAUCUUUUCUAUCACUCAAGGAGGAUAAUUUUUUGUACCCUCCACCAUAAUUACUAAAUCAUCAGCAUAUGCUUUCAAUUUAAAUUCACUUUUUCCAGUUUUUAUCCCUGUGAUCUCCUUAUCUGCUCUUGUAUUUCUUGCAAGUACUUCCAGCACCAGAAUAAAGAACAGAGGUGAUAGCGGGCAUUCUUGUCUAGUUCCUUUUUGUAUCUUACAUUCAUCCAUUAUCACCUGAUUUACAAUUAACUUGGCAUUUUGUUCUGAAUAUAUUGCUUGUAUUCCUUUUAAAAAUUUAGAUCCAAACUUAAUUUCUUCAAGCAAUUUUUUCAUGAAAUCCCAAGAAACAUUGUCAACUGGAGGUCCGUUCUUAACCUGAAACCGUUCUUAACCUGAAGCACCACUUUAGCUAAUGGGGCCUCCCACUGCCACCGCGUGAUUCCUGUUCUCAUCCUGAAGCAAAGUUCUUAACCCAAGGUACUAUUUCUGGGUUAGCGGAGUCUGUAACCCGAAGUGUAUGUAACCCAAGGUACCACUGUAACAUACAAAUGGGGUUGUGGCCAACUAACUUCUGCUCAGAGUAAACCCAUUGAAAUCAGUGAACCAAAUCCGUCAGAUUCAUUAACUCCAAUUGUUCUCCUCUGAGCAGCACUGCAGGCAACCCACAUAGACAUUCACAAAUUAAAACAUUUUCAAUUACUAUAGAGAGUAUUCACACUAAAAAUAUAUAUUCUCAACUAAAAAAAAGUAGUAUUAUUUUGCUUUUCAUUUUAAAUAUAGUGUUGGUUUUGCCCUAGCUGUGUAUCCGUACCCUUUAUUUUCCCAUCCUGCAGCAGCGGCAGGAAGAGCAGCUGCUUCUCCUUGCCCCAUUCCCAUUCUGGCAGCUCUUCUCAUGCACCCGUCUUCACCAGCCCAGCAUCCUCCUGCUGCUUUAGACUACAACUCCCAUGGGCUCCAGCCAGGACAGCUUAGCAGGCGCUGCUGGGAGCUGUGGUUCAAAACGUAAGAAGGACUUCAGCUGGAGGAAGGCUGCCGCAUAAAAUGCUAAUUAUUCACGGAAACAAGACCAUAGCAAAGCUGCCUUAUACUGAGUCAUACGGCUGGUCUGUCUAGCUCAGUAUCCCCAGCGCCUGCCCUGAGUGGUAGUGACUCUCCAGAACGGGGAUAUUCUCAGCCCUACAUUGAGUUGCCAGGAAUCAACCCAGGGACCUUCUGAGAUGGCUGUACCACUAAGCCACAUCCCACCCCCAGCUGAUAUAGAACAGCUGAAUAGAAAGAAUAAAGGAUCACAUUCAAGUGUUCUAUUGGUUACUAAUUCUUUUCUAGCUCUUAUUCUGUUGCAAAUUUGUUUGGGAAUUCAAUACUUGUUAAUAAAAAUGAUGAAUCACCUUUUUGUCCACGCGGCCCCCAAGGUGAAAUAUAAUAUUUUUAAAAACAAACCAGAAGACCUUUUUUCAUUCCUCUGGACAUUUCUAGCUUUUAACAUUUCUCAUUCUUCCUGUUUUUCUGCAUUCUGUGAGCCACCCCACACUUUAUGUAAAUCUUGCGCUUGCAAUAGUGUGUGGACCAAGGGCUAGAGAGCAUCAGUUACUGAUUUGUGUUUGAUGCUGUGAUUAAAGGUGAGGUUGUGUUCAGGGGAGACUGCAAGUGUGGGGAGAGAAAGCAGUUUCUGAGUAGCCCAAAGGUCAGAGAUGGUGCUUAUUUAUUUAUUUUUAAUAAAUUUCAUUGGAAUUUUAUUUACAACGUAACAUAAAUCCCCCCAUCCCCCAACACACAAUCCACCCUCAUUAAACGGGAACAUAACAUACAGUAAGCAUAACAUACAACAAUACAAACAAUGAAAAAUCCUGUAUCUGGCCUCCUUAUUUACUUCUUAUAAACUGUUUCCUUUAUUAUUAUUAUUAAAUAAUUAUUAAGAUUUUUCUAAUUAUAACUUAAAUAUCCACAAAGUCUCCUGCAGACAUUAAUUGAAACAAGUUCAGGUAUGUAUUUUAGGGCACUGUUUUGUGAAGUAUUCUCUGCAUUUUCCCCAUGCUUUUUGAAACUAGUCUAGUGUGAUCUCUAAUUGCCUCUGUUAAUCUAGCCAGUUCAAUAUACUCUAACAGUUUGUCUUGCCAUUCUUUUUUCGUUGGCACAGUUUCUUUUUUCCAGUUUUUAGCAGUUAGGAUCCUUGCCGCUCCUGUAGCAUAGAGGAAUAUUUUCUGAUCUUCUCUUGCUAUACCUGUGUCCAUUAUCCCUAGUAGAAAAGCUUCUGUAUUUUUCAUAAAGUUAUACUUAAACAUUUUUUUAAGCUCGUCAUAUACUGUGUUCCAGAAGCUUUUGAUUUUUUCACAGGUCCACCAAACAUGUAUAAGUGUCCCCUCUGUUUUACCACACCUCCAGCACAGAUUUGUUUUUGUCUUACAAAUUUUAGCUAUUUUGGUAAGUGUUAAGUACCAUCUAUAAAACAUCUUGAUUGGGUUUUCCCUCAAUACUUCACAGGCUGUAAAUUUCCAGUUCUUUCACCAUAGUUCUUCCCAUGCUGUUAAGUUAAUAGUUUUCCCAAUAUCUAAAGCCCACUUGAUCAUUACCUCCUUGACCUGUUCAUCUUUGACCUCCCACUCCAAUAAUGUAUCAUGCAUUACCUUGGUUUUGUUUUGUAAUAACACUUUUUCUAAUACUGAAGGUUCAUUUGAGAAACCUUUUUUUCUUAUCUGUCCUGAACACUUCAUGCAAUUGAUGGUAUUGGAUCCAACCCGUAAGGUGUUGUUUAAUUUCCUCAUAAUCUUUAAUUUCCAAUUUAUUGUCUUUUUCCUUAAUCAGAUCUUUAUAUGUGGCCCAUUCUAACUCCAUAUUUUUCAUUUUUAUUGUAAUUGCUUCUAGAGGUGAUGCCCACCAUGAUGUUUUCGGUUCUAGGAGAUCCUUAUAUUUUGUCCAUGUUUUAUAUAAUCAUAGAAUCAUAGAAUCAUAGAAUCAUAGAGUUGGAAGAGACCACAAGGGCCAUCGAGUCCAACCCCCUGCCAAGCAGGAAACACCAUCAGAGCACUCCUGACAUAUGGUUGUCAAGCCUCUGCUUAAAGACCUCCAAAGAAGGAGACUCCACCACACUCCUUGGCAGCAAAUUCCACUGUCGAACAGCUCUUACUGUCAGGAAGUUCUUCCUAAUGUUUAGGUGGAAUCUUCUUUCUUGUAGUUUGGAUCCAUUGCUCCGUGUCCGCUUCUCUGGAGCAGCAGAAAACAACCUUUCUCCCUCCUCUAUGUGACAUCCUUUUAUAUAUUUGAACAUGGCUAUCAUAUCACCCCUUAACCUCCUCUUCUCCAGGCUAAACAUGCCCAGCUCCCUUAGCCGUUCCUCAUAAGGCAUCGUUUCCAGGCCUUUGACCAUUUUGGUUGCCCUCCUCUGGACACGUUCCAGUUUGUCAGUGUCCUUCUUAAACUGUGGUGCCCAGAACUGAACACAGUACUCCAGGUGAGGUCUGACCAGAGCAGAAUACAGUGGCACUAUUACUUCCCUUGAUCUAGAUGCUAUACUCCUAUUGAUGAGGCCCAGAAUUGCAUUGGCUUUUUUAGCUGCCGCGUCACACUGUUGGCUCAUGUCAAGUUUGUGGUCAACCAAGACUCCUAGAUCCUUUUCACAUGUACUGCUCUCAAGCCAGGUGUCCCCCAUCUUGUAUUUGUGCCUCUCAUUUUUUUGCCCAAGUGCAAUACUUUACAUUUCUCCCUGUUAAAAUUUAUCCUGUUUGUUUUGGCCCAGUUCUCUAAUCUGUCAAGGUCGUUUUGAAGUGUGAUCCUGUCCUCUGGGGUGUUAGCCACCCUCCCAGUUUGGUGUCAUCUGCAAAUUUGAUCAGGAUGCCCUUGAGUCCAUCAUCCAAGUCGUUGAUAAAGAUGUUGAAUAAGACCGGGCCCAAGACAGAACCCUGUGGCACCCCACUAGUCACUCUUCUCCAGGAUGAAGAGGAACCAUUGAUGAGCACCCUUUGGGUUCGGUCAGUCAGCCAGUUACAAAUCCACUGAGUGGUAGCAUAGUCAAGACCUCAUUUUACCAGCUUCUUUACAAGAAUAUCAUGGGGCACCUUGUCAAAUGCCUUGCUGAAAUCAAGGUAGGCUACAUCCACUGCGUUCCCUUCAUCUACCAGGCUUGUAAUUCUGUCAAAAACGAGGUCAGGUUAGUCUGACAUGACUUAUUUUUCAGAAAUCCAUGCUGACUAUUGGUGAUCACAGCAUUCCUUUCUAGGUGCUCACAGACUGUUUGCUUAAUGAUCUGCUCCAGAAUCUUCCCUGGUAUUGAUGUCAGACUGACUGGGCGGUAAUUAUUUGGGUCCUCUCUUUUCCCUUUUUGAAAAUAGGGACAACAUUUGCCCUCCUCCAGUCUGCCGGGACUUCGCCUGUUCUCCAGGAAUUCUCAAAGAUGACUGCCAGUGGUUCUGAGAUCACAUCUGCCAGUUCUUUUAAUACUCUUGGAUGCAGUUCAUCUGGCCCUGGAGACUUGAAUACAUCUAAACUAGCCAAGUAUUCUUGUACUUAGUUAUUCUGGGCUGUGUUUCCUUUGCUGAAUCAUUUGCUCCAAAUUCUUCAGGUCGGGCAUUGUUUUCUUUAUCGGAGAAGACUGAGGCAAAGAAGGCAUUGAGGAGUUCAGCCCUUUCUGUGUGCCCUGUUUGCAUUUCACCAUCUUCUCCUCUGAGUGACCCCACUGUUUCUUUGUUCUUCCUUUUGCUACGAACAUACCCAUAAAGCCUUUUUGUUGCUUUUAACCUCUCUAGCAAGCCUGAGUUCAUUCUGUGCUUUAGCUUUUCUGACUUUGUGUCUACACGUGCUGGCUAUUUGUUUGAAUUCCUCUUUGGUGGUUUCCCCCCUUUUCCAUUUUUUGUACACAUCCUUUUUUAAUCUUAACUCAGUUAAAAGUUCUUUAGAUAGCCACCCUGGCUUCUUUAGGCACCUUCCAUGUUUCCGUCUCAUUGGUAUUGCCUGACGUUGUGCUUUUAGUAUCUCCCUCUUAACAAACUCCCAGCCAUCAUGAACUCCCUUUCCUUUUAGUAUUACUGUCCAUGGGAUCUCACUCACCACUUCCCUAAGUUUUAUGAAGUCGGCUUUCUUAAAGUCAAGAAAUUGAGUCCUAGUAUGCUUGGCUGUUCCUUUCCGCUGUAUAGUAAACUUCAGAAGAGCAUGAUCACUCGCGCCUAAUGAUCCUUCCACUUCUACCCCACUAACCAGGUCAUCAACAUUGGUUAGGACCAGAUCUAAAAUGGCUGUUCCUCUUGUUGCUUCUCCCACUUUCUGGACAAUGAAGUUGUCUGCAAGGCCAGUGAGGAAUCUGUUUGACCUUAUGCUCUUGGCUGAGUUUGACAUCCAACAAAUAUCCGGGUAAUUGAAGUCCCCAUUACUACUAUCUCCCUUCCUUUUGCAUGCUUGGCCAUCUGUUCCAGGAAGGCAUCAUCUAUGUCCUCCGUUUGGCUUGGGGAUCUAUAGUAAACUCCCACAAUGAGGUCACUGUUAUUCUUCUCUCCCUUAAUUUUGACCCAAAUGCUCUCACUUUGGCUUUGAGGUUCUAAAUCUUGGAUCUCUUCACAGGUAUACACAUCCCUGACAUAUAACGCCACUCCUCUUCCUUUCUUGUCUGGUCUGUUUCUCUGAAAUAGAUUGUAUCCCCCAUUAUUACAUUCCAAUCGUGGGACUUAUCCCACCAGGUUUCAGUGAUGCCUAUUAUGUCAUAUUUAGUUUGCUGUACCAAGAGCUCAAGCUCAUCUUGUUUAUUUCCCAUGUUUUGCGCAUUAGUGUACAGACAUUGAAGUCCAUUAAUCAUCCCCCGUGUCUCUUAUUUAAGGAUUUUUUCCUCCCACCACUAGGUCUGCGUGCUGUUUGCUCCAUUUGGUCUAUGACAUUUGGAUGAUCAUCUUCAUCAAUUGAUAGACUCCUACCUUCAGGAGCACUGUCUCCCUCCCCACAUUAGUCAGUUUAAAGCCCUCCUGAUGAGGUUUCUGAGUUUUUGCCAAAAACAUUUCUCCCAACCGUUGUGAGGUGCAGCCCAUCGCUUGCCAGAAGUCCAUCUUCAAGAAACUGCAGUCCGUGAUCUAAGAAUCCAAACCGUUCCUGUUUACACCAUUUGCGAAGCCAGCUGUUCACUUCCACUAUUUUUCCCUCUCUCCCUGGGCCACGUCGUUCAACUGGGAGGACAGAUGAGAUGACAAUUUGUGCAUUUAAUUGCUUCAACUUCCUGCCCAGAGCCUCGUAGUCUCUUUUGAUCUUCUGGAGGCUAUUGCUUGCAGUGUCAUUGGUUCCCACAUGAACCAAGAGGAAGGGGUAUUUGUCAGUGGGUUUUAUGAUUCCUUGCAGUCGUUCAGUUACAUCUUGGAUCUUAGCCCCGGGGAGACAGCACACUUCCCGAAACAUCUUGUCAGGCCCACAGAUCACUGCUUCUGUUCCCCUCAGUAGGGAAUCCCCUAUCACCACUACACGCCUCCUCUUAGGUUUGGUCGGGGUUCUUCCGUGAGCUGUCCGUUCCAAGGUCGCCUGCACAUUCCCUGAGGACUGACUUUGCUGCUCGUCUUCAUAUACCUGAUUGACUGUAAUGAGGAGAGAUCCUCAAAUGGAGUCUGCUCUUCGUCUUCCAUGCUAGGGGAGAGGACCUCAAAGCGAUUGUGUAUUUCUAAACAAUCAGAGCGAACCUUGGGCCUCCUACUUCUUUGAGUCACGUUUCUCCAUAUAUCUGGCUCCUGUGUUGGUGUACUAGCCUCCUUGUCAGGGGAGUCCCCUGUCUCCUCCUUGGUGGAGACGUUGUGCUCUGUUGCUUCCAAGAAAAGCUCCAGCUCCCUAAUUCUUUGGAGCGUAGCUACACGUUCCUCCAGUUGCUGGACUUUGUCUUUUAAGAGGGCAAUCAACAUGCAAUUGCUGCAGGUAAAGCUGCCUGCAACCUUUGGCAAGAUGGCAAACAUUGCGCAGGAACCGCAGGCGACUGCAGCUGUUCCCUCCCCCUCCAUCUUGAGAACGUGUCGUUGGGGGUGGCUACAGCGGUCCUCCAUCAAAAAAAAGCGUAAAGACAGGACAAAUAACUCCCCCCCCACAAAAAAAACCUAGGUCUCCCCCAACAAACGUUUGAGACUAGCUCCCCUAAAUCUAAAAGAUGGAUUAAACUGCGCGCGCCGCUAGGCACGCGCCGCUGCCCUGCAAGCUCUGAUAAGCUCCUCCCACAGCUAAUCACCUGCCUCAACAGAAACCCUGCCCCCUCUGACCUUUGCACAGGGAGAACAGCUAAUCAGCCACAAAGAAACACACACACACAAGAAAACCCUUUUUGCUCCUUCUUCAACUGCUGCCCUGAUGAUUUCCUUAUGACAUGGUUCAUGAAUCCCCUGUGUACUUUCCCGUUUUCAUAAGCUAAAUACGCAUGCCAACCAUAACAAUUGUUAAAUCCUUCUAGAUCUAACAAAUCACCAUCUUUUAAUACAAUCCACUCUUUUAGCCAAUUUAAACAGACAGUGUCGUAAUAUAAAUUUAGAUCAGGUAGUGCUAGUCCACCUCUAUGUUUUUUAUCUAUUAGAAGUUUGUGUUUAAUUCUUGUUUUUUUAUGCUGCCAUAUGAAUUUGGAUAUCUCUUUUUGCCAUAGUCUAAGACUUCCCAUUCUUCCAAUUAUCGGUAUCAUUUGGAAUAGAUACCGUAUUUUUCGGACCAUAGGACGCACUUUUUCCCCUCCAAAAAUGAAGGGGAAAUGUGUGUGCGUCCUAUGGAGCGAAUGCAGACUCCUCGGCUUCAGCGAUAGCAAUGCGAAGCCUCCGAAGCCUGCGCUCCGGAGGCUUCGCGUUGCUUCCGCUGAAGCCAGGAGAGUCUGCUCUUUGAGGCUGGCGGUGGGGAAAGCAGCGCUUCCCCAUCGCCAGCCCCAGAGGAUGGGGGCAGCGAGAAGGCGCGCGACGCCUUGCCGCUACCCUCCAACCCGGCUCGAGGCUGGCGGUGGGGAAGCAGCGCUCCCCAUCGCCAGCCCCAGAGGAUGGGGGCAGCGGAAGGCGCGCGACGCCUUGCCGCUACCCUCCAACCCGGCUCGAGGCUGGCGGUGGGGAAGCAGCGCUUCCCCAUCGCCAGCCCCAGAGGAUGGGGGCAGCGGGAAGGCGCGCGACGCCUUGCCGCUACCCUCCAACCCGGCUCGAGGCUGGCGGUGGGGAAGCAGCGCUUCCCCAUCGCCAGCCCCAGAGGAUGGGGGCAGCAGGAAGGCGCGCGACGCCUUGCCGCUACCCUCCAACCCGGCUCGAGGCUGGCGGUGGGGAAAGCAGCGCUUCCCCAUCGCCAGCCCCAGAGGAUGGGGGGCAGCGGGAAGGCGCGCGACGCCCUCCCGCUACUCUCCAACCCUCCUUUGGGCUUUUGGGGGAGAUGGGGGAAUUCCCCCACCUCCCGCAAAAGCCCGCAAAAGCCUCGUGCUCUUUAAAGGGGCUCCGCGGCUUCUGCUGGCUUUUCUACGAGGGGGGGAAUUCCCCCACCUCCUAGAAAAGCCCGCAGGAGCCGCGCACCCUUUAAAGAGCGCGCCGCUCUUGGGGGCUUUUCCCCGUUGAGGGAGAAGGGACUGACUGGCCGUUUCAGUCCCUUCUCCCUCCUGGUCGAAAAGCCCGCAGGAGUCGCGCGGGGCUCCUGUGGGCUUUUGCGGGAGGUGGGGGAAUUCCGCCACCUCCCGCAAAAGCAGGGAGAAGGUCUUGGAGUAGAGGACAGGCUGCGUGCAGCCUGUCCGCUGCUCCCAGAGCUGCGGGGGGGAAAUCAUAUUUUUUUCCUUGAUUUCCCCCCCUGAAAACUAGGUGCCGUCCUAUGGGCCGGUGCGUCCUAUAGUCCGAAAAAUACGGUACAUCAUUUUCGGCAACACGUUCAUUUUAACCACCAUUAUUCUGCCAGUAAGUGAUAAUCUUAACUUAUUCCAGAUUUCUAAAUCUCUUUUGAUUCCUUUCCAGUUUUUUAUGUAAUUAUCUUUGAAUAGAUUACUAUUAUUAUCGGUCAGCCAAAUUCCUAAAUAAUUGGUCUUAUUUACUGUUAUUAAUCCUGAUAUCUCCUGUAGUUCUUCCUUUUCUUGCUUGGUCAUAUUUUUGACUAUAAUGUUGGUUUCAUUCUUGUUUAACUUGAAGCCGGCUACUUUCCCAAAUUCUAAUAUUCUUUCAAUUAUCUGUAGUAUUCUUUUUUGAGGAUUGUGCUUAGCAGCUGGGGCAAUGUUUUGACAACUCUCCUCUUCUUGUGGGCCUUGGAGAGUAGUCUGCUGGUCUACAGCUUACCUGGAGAUAAGUGAGGUCAGUGGCAGUACCUGUCAUUAGCCCUAUCCUAGAUACAUUUGAGGCCUCUUUCCUCUGGUUCACAGCUUUCUGGAAUCCUUUCUUGGACCAUGGAUAUGUGCCUUUAAAUCCAGCAGCCUGACGGUUUGUGGAUUCUGGGAAACAUCAUACUAGCCGACAUAUGGUGUGUGUUUUUCCGUGUCAGUUAGCCUUAAUGCAGCUUACUAUAUGUGGGAAUAUCUAUUCUAUGAAUCUCAUUAUAUAAAUGUGAGUGGUUUGUAAUAUUGGUGUGUACCUUGUGUUGUGAUACCCCUACUUUUUAAAGGGUACCCUUUAUUUCUUUCUCCUCCCCCUCCAACUCCUUUUUGUUGGCUUCAGCAGGCUGUUUGGACUUGUGCCAGCUGGUUUCUGUGGCACAGGCAGAUGCCCAGUGGGCAGCUGGGACAGGGGGUGUUAUGUAUACAGUCCUUGCAGAGUAAAUAUUUCUUCUGGACUGGAAAUUUGAGAUGAUGUGGAGUAUUCAGCAUGCCUUCCCCUGUCAAUAAGCUCAUUCUCAGUUGGAUCUUGCCCCUAGAUAACCCUGCUCCAAAACCCUCUCUAACCCUUUCUACAAAGUAUAUUUAACUAUUUCCAAAUCUUAGGAGAUGUCCAUAUAUGGUAGUUUCCUGCUGCCACACUAAACAAGAAAUGCGGAAAGUGCACGUGAAAAGACCGCUUAGCAAAGAAACCGCAUUUCCUUCCUUUGAUACUGAGAUGUGGGUUGUCCAACCUAUGUCAGGCAUGGGGAGCCCACCAGAGGCCGUUCAGCAACAACUCCCAGCAGGGAUGGCCAGUGGCCAGGGAUAAUGGGCGUUGUAGUCCACAACAUGUUGACUGCCCCUGUGCUAAGCUUAGGAAGGCAGCCUUGUUCCAUGUUCCCCAGGCAGUAAGUCUCCCAGUUCAUGAAGGACUUAAUGAUCCUACAGGGGCUCCCUCUUAAGAUGGUAAUGUAUAUUGAUCGCUGCAUUUGAAGUAAGUGAGACAAGCCAGCUCUGUUGCACUUGGGGGGCUGCUGCUAAUUCUGCCGAGUGGAGACAUGGGCGUCUGUCCCAAAGUCCUGCCACUGAGCUCAAGCCAUGGAGUCCAUGAUAGGAGGGACCUCUGCAGGGGCCCAGCAUGGACCCUCACUGCUAGUAAUGUAGAAAAAUGGAAAGCAUCUUGCUGCCAUGAGCGAUGAUAUGCCAUAAAACAUGAGAAAGGUACUGGAAGCCAUGCCUUUUACAGAGAAGUCUAUAAAAAGUAAUGUCCAUGAGCGUGCUAGGCCAGUCUCUUCUCAACCACUCUAACUUCAAAUUCAUCCUAUUAUUUAUUCAUGUAUUGAUUUGCUGCUCCUUCUGCUGUUUUUGUACACUUCACUUCAGCCAUAAAGGCUCCCAAAGCAGGGACCUGCAUAGUGAAAUACAAAAAAUAAAAGUGGAACAGAUCAAUCAAAGCACUGUGAAGUAGCAAAACCCCAAACAGGGGAUUGAUUAACAUGAAGACUUCCCAGGCUCAAGGAUCAAGGCAUGCACACACAAACCCCUUUCCCAGGUACAUUAUUUUACUAUUGUCCCUCACCCAAUUUCUUCAACCUCUCACAGGGAACGUUGCCCAUGAGAAGACUAGUGUCUGUCUGUAUUUUCCUUUCUAUCUCUUUCUAAACACACACAUGAUCUUGUGGAGUCGUUCACAGUGUUGUCUUUGGAAACAUGGGGUUGUGUUCCACAUCAUUACAUGUGACGGUAGAGCAUGUAUAAGCCCAUAAUGCUCCCAUUAUGCUCCAUUCCUCCAUUCCCGCCCCUUUUCCUGACCAUUUCUAGGUUGUUGCAAUGCACGCAUGUACGGUUGUGCAUCAGUUCGGCGCGUGUAAAUCAGUGGUAGCCUGUAAUGCUAAGCAACUGUCCUGUCAGUGCAAGGAUUUCCACUUGUGCAAUGGGAGGGCAUGGGGCAUGUGCAGGAGGAGACAAGGGUGGGAAAGUCCCAUUCUGCAAAUGGAAACACUUGCGCAACAUUAGACACAAGCCCAGCCACUAUGUCCAAUAGAUGACCAGUUGAGCCAAACUUUGUCCUUGCAGUUCCUUUGUAGAGGACUAGGGCAUGUCUGCUGCACUCUCCAUUUGUAAAUUAGGAAUAAUAAUGGCUUGGUUCAAAGGCUUGUCCUGUGGAUGAACACAAAAAGCAGAAGUACGUUUGCAAAAUGAGAAAGAAGUAUUCUAAGUGACUAAGGUCAGAAAACUGGAAUUCACUCUCCCCUAUAGGAUCUAAAAGGAGCUUUCAGUGCUUUUAGAUCUCUCUUGCAGCAGGUUUUGUGUGUAGAGUGGACUACUGUGUUAAGAGUAUUGUGGUUAAGUAUUUUGAUCUCAUCACUAUUGCUGUCUCUCUCUCUCUCUCUCUCUCUCUCGCUUGCUUGCAUGCAUGCACAUGUACAGCAAAGGGGUCCGGGCUGUGCCUGUUUCAAGCACACCUAAGUACCAUAUCUUCCCAUAUGAAGCAGCCCAAAACUGGGACACCAUCUUCCAGUGCUAUACUCAUGCGUCUGAAAAAGUGCAGCCCCAAAUCCCAGCAGCCAUUUGGGCUGCUGUCCUCUUGCAAGAAAAAAUGGGAUAUCCCCCCCCCCCUCCCCUGGGCAGUUGAUGGGUAUGAAGUACAUGAGCGCAUAUAAUUAUUUACAGCAGUGGUUUUUUAUGCUUGCUACCUUCAGAAAACCCUUCCACUUCUCUGAGCCAUCUGUAUCAGGUAGGUCAAGGCAGAAACUUGCCCGAACAAAGGGUGGAGGUGGACCAAGGCCAUAUGUGUCUCUUCCUCUAGUCUGCCUCUCCCAGGCUCAACUCCCUUAGCCCGAAGACUGUAAUUCUCAAAGAGCCAACCCCCUGACCUGCAGUCCUGUUGCGUUUUGCCUAGCAUUCUCCCUAUGCCAUUAGACAGAGGGAAGCACUUGGUUCCUCUGGAAUGGCAUCUGCAAGGGUUGUAAUUCAGGCUUUGCACGGUCCAGACCAGCCCAUUGCAUUCUGUGGACUGAUAGGGGAUGGGAAGGGGGAGUAAUUGAGUUUAGUUUCAAUUUGAAUGUGUUUCCACCUCAUUUGAACUUCCUAAAACAAUUCAAACAAAAAUGUGGCUAUGCCUUGAAUUGCUGUGCAGUUUUUCAAACCAAAAGGUGUCUAGAAUUCCAUAUAUUAGUGGAAAGUGUGCAUAAUAUGUGUAUAUUAAUAAAAAUAACAUGCAAAAAGCAUUAUAUAGAGGCAAUGCAGCUUGCAAAAAAGUGUAUACAGUGGUACCUCUGGAUACGAAUGGGAUCCGUUCUGGAGCCCCGUUCGCAUCCAGAAGCAAACAUAACUAGCGAUGGCACGUCUGUGCACGUGCAUGACAUCAUUUUGAGUAUCUGCGCAUGCGCAAGCGGCGAAACCCGGAAGUAACGCGCUCCCUUACUUCCGGGUUGCCGUGGAGCGCAACUCGAACGCACUCAACCCGAAGCGCAUUCAACCCGAGGUAUGACUGUAUUAAAGAAAGGCUGCAUACAAAAAUGUAUUAAGAGCAGUGUGCAUUAAAAUGCCUGUAAACCUGGAGGGGUGCACAUCACCAUUUAGAUUUCUCCUCUUCCCUUAAUCUGUCUAAUCCAGGCAUAGGCAAACUCUGCCCUCCAGAUGUUUUGGGACUACAAAUCCCAUCAUCCCUGACCACUGGCCCUGUUAGCUAGGGAUGAUGGGAAUUGUAGUCCCAAAACAUCUGGAGGGCCGAGUUCGCCUAUGCCUGGUGUAAUCCCUUUUUAAAGCCAUCUGAGCUAAUACUCGUCACUACAUGCCAUCAAGUAAGCGCUGCGCCUGUUGCCAAAGGACACCCUUGGUUCACGCAAGGAACAGUUGUGGCCUCACUGCUGCGUGAAACAUGUGCCUCGAGCAUCUUCCCCAGCACUUCACACGGCAGGCAAGCUGCUUUCAGGAAGGUUACUCACCAUUGCCAAACUUCUCAUGGAGUAAUGGCUAAUAAGCUUCCAGGGAAGACCCCAAACCCACUGGGUGUCCCCAGAACACAGUUUGAAACUUGUUUAUGAAACAAGAAGUUGGCUAACAUAGGAAGGGACCACCCUCUGUUCAUGAGAACCUGAAAGGUUCUUGAACCCCCACCCCCACCCUGGCAAUAAGGGAUCCAUUCCCACAUAAUUUGGACUGUCACUCCUGCUCCAACUCUUGUGAACUUUUGUUUGCCCUUGAGCUCCUGCUCUUGCGCACUCUCAUGUGUCCAACAACUUCCCUUCAUUAAUAUUUGGCAGAGGCUGGAGUUUAUAAACCAGACCGUGUCCAUGUUCUAAUGUGGGGAGGUGGUGUUGUGAGGGAGAGCAGAGUGAAGGAUGCCUCCAGCAGGACGACCUCAAGCACUGAAAACUGCUUGCUGUUACUAGAGACAGAGGUUGUGUGCAUGAGUCUCUGUGUAAAAGGGCUUGGAUAAGGCAAUCUAUAGCCGCUUCCCAGCAAACAGAUCAUAGUUAGCCUUGAGGAAAGGCCAAUUUGGAGGGGACCCCCCCCCCUAGAAAGAGGCCAGUCCCCAGAGGCCCAGUAAGCGCUUCCUGUUGGGAUUAGCAGAGCUGUUGGGCAUGUGUGUGCUUUUUCUUCAGGAAAUACCUUUAGUAAGCUCUGGUGGAGUUCCCAUGGCAACCGGCAAGGGGACCUGCUGAUCUCAGCCAUUCAGUUCUUUAUUGUUGGCUGCAUCUCUUUGUUGGCUGCAUUAUUGCAAUCCGUCCUGGCAAAUAACAGCAGUUUGCACUGUUUUGUGAGGGCCCUGAAUGCAGAAGGGUGGUUUUUUUGUUUUGUUUUUUAACAUUCAGAUGGCCUAGUCUGGCACAGGGCCAUUUGCAUGCAAAAAAAGUAAAAAUCUGUUCCUGAAAAAUGCCUGUAUUGAGGCCCUGGAUAAAUAAUGAAAGACUAAAGGUUAAUCUUAGUGCUUCUCCUCUCCCCACCCCCAACCCUCCCCCCCUUCUCUUUUGCCAAUGAGUUCUCUGCUCUCAGGCUUUUUCCCACCUGGAGUUGGGCUUGGGCUUGGGCUUGGGCUGGGGGGGUGUCUUAUUUCCCUCCCCUCUUCUGAAAUUUCUCCCCCUCCCCCUCCCCUCCUGCCGAAAUCCCUGGAAAGCUAAUGACAGCUCUAAGAACCUGUUGAGUUUUGCCAUCUGGUCAGGCUUUAACCAGACUAAACUCAGAUUUAAUUCCGUUUCAAAGCUGCAGUAAAAUUCACCAGAAGUGCAGCACAGAGCUUUUGGACGUUACAUCAUGCUUGUAAUUUUUAGGCUUGUUUCAAAACCAUUAUGUAACCAUUUCUGGAAGAAUCUGCCCCUUUCAUCCAGCCCUGUGGUGGCUGUGUGUGCCCCAGCGCACUCCAAGCAGGCAGAGGCUCUUCUAUUUCAGCCUCAGGCACUGGGUAUUAACGGACACCCUCUGCCAAAUCCCCUGGGGGAUGCAGUGUAGAUGGGGUUUUUGUGGUUUCCAUCAAUCAUCUCUGUUUCAAUUUCUCUGUCAUUGAAGUAUGUGUAAAUGGCCGCAAAGAGCAUGCGGCAGCCUGUUUGUUUGCCCCGGGGUGAGUUUACGUAAGCUUUGUUUAUAUGGAUAAACCGGGCCUCUCCUGCUUCAUUGGGUUCGGUGAGAACAAUGGGUUUGUGCUUUCACUGGCCCAUUACGUCCUAAUAUGAAGCAAAGGGCAGGGGUGGACCUAAGAAGAGUCCUGGUUGGGUCGAACCAAAAGUCCCUCUAACUGAGCAUCCUGUUUCCUCAGUGGCCCCACCAGAUGCUGCAAAGAGGUUUGAGUGUCUCUGUAUUGCAAAGCAUUAACGGUGUGGCAAGAGGGAAAGGCCAUCACAUGUGUUACAGGCAAGGACAGCAUCUCCAGGUAGGACAGUGAAAUACUUUUGCCUGGCAGCUUGGGAGAGCGCACUUGCCCUCCUUGUGUGCGUCCUGUAGCAUCCUGCCAUGAGAACAGAACACUAGACAGGAGGACUGUGCAACCAGUUUGGCUGAAUUCCAAACUAAAUUGAGUUUCCAGACUGAAUCUGAAUCAGGCCUGGAUUGAUUCAGACCAGUCUACAUCUCAGAACACUCUGUAAGAAUGCCAGACAGCCUUUCUCCAAAAUGUUACAAAAGUGUAAAACAAUCCCAUAGAAGGAGCACAUAGAAGGGUGGUGAAAUGGGGAGCUGCAGUUACGACUCUUUUGGUUUCCAGUGCAUAUGAAUGGAACUAACAAUGAUUCAUAUUUUCAGUUUUCAUUUUGGAUUCAUAGUCUGAGUUGAAUUGGGUCUGAAUUGAUCUGGACUAAAUCAGGGACUGAAUCAAAGGGGGGGGAGCACUUUUUCAUCUCUGCUAGCUAGGACUUUGAUUUGAUACAGCAGGGACCUUCUUCUACCCUUAUGUUAGCUGUUGCCAGUCACUGUACUGAGCUAGAUGCACAAAUCUAGGUAGGUUUUAUGUUCCCCAUUCUGCUUUCAGAGUGCAAAACUGAAAUCUGAGUUGUAGACUUGGAUCUAUUUUGCACAUUUCAAGUAUUCAGAGUGUCCGCCUACAUUAACUCAGUAAUGGUUACAACAAUGCCAUAAGGUUGGAAACCAUUAUGAUGAUCACAGAAAAAAAGUUUGUUACUGGUGCUAGCAAUUGUUGCUCCGUGAAGGGCAAACAACUUUCCAGGAUUCUUUUGGGGAGGGGGUGUCAUUUAAAUGAAUGGUGUGUGCCUAGCGCCAGUGUAUCUCGAACUUGGGUCUCCAGCUGUUUUUGGACUACAACUCCCUUCCUCCCCAGCUAGCAGGACCAGUGGUCAGGGAUGAUGAGGACUGUAGUUCAAAAGCAUCUGGAUACCCAAGUUUGAAAAACUCUGGCCUGUUUUGUUGACCUGAAGGAUUUAUCUAAAUUAUUUCAGCUCCUGUCCACAUUUCUAUUAGUUUGUUCUUUACAUAUCUUAUACUCUGUGUAUGUCUUGUAGUUGAUUCAACAUUGGAAUUCUGGGUUUCAUGAAAUAACACCAUAGAAAUUAUGAUUAUCAGCUGGAUUUUCUUAAUCAGAUAGGGUCUGCAUCUUACGGAUUUGCAGCCAUUCCUUUUUCGGGUGUGGCAUGAUAUUAACAUUCACAAAUAUGCUUAGCAGUGGGGUGCCCUCUAGGCGUUCUUGGACUACAACUCCCAUCGUCCCUGACCAUAGACCAUGAUGGCUGAAGCUGAUUGGAGCUGAAAGCCAACAACAUCUCCAGCACACAACUUUGGCUACCAGCUGCAAGUGUAGAUGUCUGAGAUGCUGGCUGGUGGCUUUCCACAUUGACAGAGUAAGUUUGUGGCAUAGGUGAGAUUUGAACUUAUAGACCUCACAAUGUUUCCUACUCUACUUCCCAACUCUUAUAGCUGUUCAUGGGAUGAGAGUCAGGAGGGCUGACUUUUAUGCCCUUGCAGGAGCCCAGUUGCCAACUUCUGGCUCUGCUGCGUGUUGCUGCUUAUUCCCCUCCCCGGGACCGACUUGGCAUUAUUUGGGGCACCUGCUGAGGCCCUGGACCUCCUGGCCUUGCUGCUGCUCCUACCCACCUGUCCUCCAACAAGCAAGCAGUGAGAGGAGCAGAAGUCACAAAAAUCCUUGUUCACUUGCCCCUUUUCUCCAAGACCCUGGGGUGCCUUGAAUGAUGGCCAGGGGUGCCGUGGGCAACACUGACCUCUGUCUCUCCCUCCCUCCCUCCCUCCCUUCCUCUGAUGCCCUCUCAAGUCUCUGCCUCCCAAAGGCUUGCACAGCUGUUUGUUGCAGCUGCCAAGCUCCCCAGGCAAAUGGUGCCUGUGGGACUGGCCAGGGGGUGUUUCCAGGGUGGAUAAAAAUCAAUGAUUUAAAGAUUUAAAAGUUUUUUUAUUUAAAUCAAUUUUUAAAUGCUGGGUCAUUAGCGAUGUUGGUGAAUUCCAAGGAAAACUGGAGUGGAGAUUGCUGAAUUUCUCUUACUCGUUCCAUGUCCAGAAUGGAAAUCAGUCUAGCACUGUGGCUGAACAGGGUGGGAUAAUGUAAUGACAUUGUAGUUUACAUAAUUGAUUGCGUAAAUUACAUAAUUUCAAUGCUGUGGACAGUGAGAGGAACAAUGUCGUUUUUGGUGGAAAACUAAGUGCAGCAGUAUAGAAACUGAUGCAUGUAUCAAAUACAGAACAGAGACAGAUGCCUUCUUAAAUUCCUGUUGGUCAUAUAUGUAUACUCUUGAUAGCAUUUAAUAGGAAAGCAGGCACAGUUUAUUUAAAAAGUACAAAUACUACUAGUCUACUCUUCCUAUCUCCUAUCAGUUCCCCCCUUCCUGCCAACCCCCAAAAAUCUGUGGGAAUGAGAGAAGAGUCCUGCUUUCUGCCCAGUGUUAUGGUAAUUUCCUAGAUGCGAACUGUCUGGUGAUUACCAGAGGCUCUGUUAAGGACGAAAGCUUUUCUCAGAGGCCUGGAUCUGCCUGAGGCGUCUCUUGAGUCUUUCUGCACAAUAGGGGCGGACACAAAAGCCCAGAGAGAUCAUCUGGCUUAUUAAACAAUUGCUGGAAAUGGGGAAGGGGGCGAGGGGGGCAGGCUUGUUCAAGAGCCGCCGGAGGAGGAUCUGUGAAGAGGGGGCUGGCGUCUCUGGCCACCAGUGGACUGUGCGCUGCUCCGAUCAGAGCUGCACCUGGCUGCUGCGCUAAGUUGCAAAGAGCCCUUGGAGCCUGAUGGAGCCCAGCGAUCAAAGGGGAUUCCCCUAAAUUAGCGUGCUCCUGGGUCUGGCCUGUCUCAAAGGAACUGAGGGGUUUGGGGAAGGGAAGGGGCAUGUUGGUGUGCUUGCAGUCGGUCCAGUCGGCUCUUUACAGACACUUCAGAUUACAGACUCCGCUAACCCAGAAAUAGUACUUCGGGUUAAGAACUUUGCUUCAGGACGAGAACAGAAAUGGCGUGGCGGCAGCAGGAGGCCCCAUUACCUAAAGUGGUACCUCAGGUUAAGAACAGUUUCAGGUUAAGAAUGGACCUCCAGAAUGAAUUAAGUUCUUAACCCGAGGUACCACUGUUGUUGGCUUAGUUCCAGUGUAGGAUUGGUACCUUGCAAAGAGGAAGUAGGCCCGUCACCUAGGCAACCUGAAGAGCAGACUGAGGCUCCACUGCCAGCCCAGGGACUCUGAUGACCCUUUCUUUGAGAAUGGUCAGCACGCAAAGAAAGAGGGGAAGGCCUCAUUUGUGGAGCUGCAGAGAAAAGAUGCUGAGUAGCUGCUGGCUUCUGAGGACAAUGUGGCAGUGGUGGCUGUGACUUUAAUUUUUUGACAAUUUUAUUUCUACACUGUUUGUGGUGUAGUGGUUAAGAGCGGUAGACUCGUAAUCUGGGGAACCGGGUUUGUGUCUCCGCUCCUCCACAUGCAGCUGCUGGGUGACCUUGGGCCAGUCACACUUCUCUGAAGUCUCUCAGCCCCACUCACCUCAGAGUGUUUGUUGUGGGGGUGGAAGGGAAAGGAGAAUGUUAGCCGCUUUGAGACUCCUUCGGGUAGUGAUAAAGCGGGAUAUCAAAUCCAAACUCUUCUCUUCCAACCAUAUCUCACUGGUCUUCAAGCAACACUAUGAAGUAGUCCCUUGAGCAGAGAUGGUGAGCAGAGAUGUUUUGGAACCACUAAUCCAUUUAAGGCACCUUGAGGCUGCACCUUCUGGCUUAGAUGGCAUUGUCUCCCUUCUGCGGGAGGGGCUGGUGGAGCUGGAUAUGGUCAUUAGCCUGUGACGACAUUCUCUCUGCGUUCCCACUGUGCCUCUUGACCAGCCUGCACUCUGGGUUUUCAAAGGCCAGUGGCCUGCCUUUGCCCUCUGACUUCCUUGUCUCAUCAGCUGGUGCUGGGAGAGAACAGCUGUCUAUCACAGGGAGAAAAGGCAUUGAUCAUGGCAGUUUCGUACAGAACAGUGCUGGGAAGGGAAGCUUCAUUGACUUUUGAGACAUAGUGACCCCACCUGUGCUCUUUGAAGCUGAUGUCUGCAAAUCAAAAAAGCAUCCAGGCAUUGCUAAAUGCUCAAAUGGUGUCAAAUGUUUAUGUUUGCAAUAGGAGGCCCUCAAAUCUUACUUUGGAACACGGGGUACAUAAUUCAUGUCCUUCUGGGAGGGGUGCUUUUCCCCAGACUAUGUCUGCAGGGGCGGAGGGGUACAUCAGGAAUCGGAUGCCCUUGACAGCUCUGUUUGAGGACAGCAGGUCUCUUUGGGAACUGAAAAGGCUAAAACUGCUUAAUAUACCAGUAUUACACACAGAGAGAGAGAGAGAGACAGACACAGACACAGAGAGAUUAAGAGGCAUUUAACUAGCAGCAUCCUUGUUAGUCCCUGUGGGUGUGAAGGGAUUGACCAUAAGAAGAACCACAGAGAAGCUAGAGGACUCAGCGGAAAAAGUUACAGUCACAGACAAGGUUUUGUAAAUAAAUUUGAAUGGCGAAGCCUUGCAGUUUGGUGUAAACCAGGGAGCAGGAGAUGCUUUGUAAUGCAUACCAAGAAUAUUGGGCUCCAGUAUGUUCCUUUUCAUCUUGAAAUGCGAAGGGGCACAUGUGAGUCCAGGGCUCAGUGCCAUCUGGUUCACAUGUAACACUAAGCCAAACCAUGGCUUAGCAUGAACACGCAGAUACUCAGAGAGGAAACCCCUCCUGCUUUACUCCUCCUCCAGCCGUGCUGCUGUGCUCCAGUGAGCUAAUCCAUGGUUUGGCUUAGCAUGUUGUCUGUUCUCAUGGUUUGGGGCCACUCCAGGCAAAACACAAACUGUCACCAAGGUUUGUUUUUGGUUUACAGCUAAUGGCUUGCCUAGAAGAGGGAAACCACAAGCCUGGGUUCGGUGACAUGCAAAUCCAAACCAUUGCUUAACUCGCAGCAGCAGCCACAGAACUGCAGAAGGGCCAAAAGAAUCACCAUCUCCUCUUUGUGAGCCUGGACACUUGUGUGUUCUCAAUAAAGCAUGAUUUGGCUUAGUGUUGCAUGCCAGGUGAGGCUGUGGCUUGUUCCCAGUAUCGCGAUAAGCCAUCAUUUACCUUGAUUCUGAAUGCAGCCUCUGUGUGUUCACUACUUUAAACUCUGUUGUGUAUCUCUCAUUGCUUAUUCAUCCAAACCAGCCUCAUGAUCCGAGGUCACUGUUUGUUUCAACUUCUGGAGAUAAGGAGCUAAGGGCUGUGUGCCGUGCCUUCAUCCUGAUCUUAAAAUUACAGCUGUAAGCCAGGCAUUAAUCCAUUUCAUUGGCGGUUUAAUGAAUUAAAGUUUGAUUAACAAAUUUGAAUUGACGGGGUUCCACGUAAAGGAGCACAUUGUUGCUUUUCAAGCCUGUUUUGUUCUGGGAUGUUGCUGUAAUGGUGGCUGGAAAAGGAAGUAUUAAGCAUCGCCCUUAAGUGUUGUUUUUGUGGUAAACUACUCAUAUAAAUAUUAUUGCUGUACUAUGGUACCUACAGUUAUGAACUUAAUUCGUUCCGGAGGUCCGUUCUUAACCCGAAAUCAUUCUUAACAUGAGGCGCACUUUUGCUAAUGGGGCCUCCCGUUGCUGCUGCGCCCAUAGCGCGCGACUUCUGCUCGCAUGCUGGAGCAAAGUUCGCAACAAGGAGCAUCUACUUCCGGGUUAGGGGAGCUCGUUACCCAAAACGUUCAUAAGGAGGACGGUACGUAACCUGAGGUUCCACUGUACAUUCAUCUCAAUUUUUGCACACCACCCUGCAGCUCAGGUGUUUUUAGCCAUGUGGAAGAUCCUUCUGGCUUGCAGUCUCUGACUUUUGUGGGCCCUGGCUUCAUAUUAAUAUACUUUUCUAUAGCCCCACAAGGGACAGAAACUUUGUUUUUUUUUUAAAAGGAAAGCAAUGGAAUCGGGGGAUUCUGAGAGAAGUGAAAAUUCAUUCUGUGGAGCAAUGGCAAGAUCAGCUAGAACAGAUUCAUACACCAUCUCAGCAUUCCUCUCUUCCACUUUCUUCCCUUUCUGUUUUUUCCUCCGUUCUGGGUUUAGAGAGGAACAAGGCAGACUGAGGGCAAGCAGAGCCAAGCUGCAGAGCUGUGGAAGGAAAAGAAAAAAGAUAUCUUUGUGCUCUCCAAACAAAUGUUGGGUUUUGUGGCAGCUGCUUCUCAUCUGUUCUCAAGCUUGGGAUUCUCCGGACGGCAAACUAAUAACAGCAGACUUCCCUGAAGCCAACCUUUCCCGGCAAUGGGGCCAUUUUUUAUAACUUUUUAACACCAGCAUGCCAGAACUUGAAAGGGUUGUAUUGUCCCAAGCUCUGUUCCCUUGUGAUAACAGGCUCAAAAGGGUAGAUGGGGGAGCUCAACUUCUAAGGUUCUGGACAGAACCCUGCAUAGAGGAGGAAUAACAGUGGAGCUGAGAGGGGGCCUGUUUGGGUGAUACUUUGCUCCUGGGGCACAGUUUGGGAGUGAUGGGGGAGAAGCUCUCUGUUCUGCACACCACUCCCUCGUGCCUCUCACCAGAACAAGUGAACUGGCAAGUGCAGCGUUGUGUCCCUUGCCCAAGUUCAUGUUGUUCAGUUUACCAUGGGCAGGGAGGAAGCGUGCAGGUCAAAAGGCCCACACUCGCUCCCCUCCCGUUGAUGUUCCCAAGGUCAAAGUGCCACGCAAGCAGCCCCAAGGUGAGCCAAGGCAGGCCUCGUGCCAACAUGCAGUAUCCCUGGCCCCAGAGCCCUGGUAGGGUCAAUUGCUCACAUCUCCUCACCAGCCCCAGUCAUCAUGGCCAAUGGUCAAGGACAGUGGAAGCUAUACUCCAGCAACAUCUGCAGAUCAUGGGUUCCUCACCCUGAUCUAGACCUCUUUCCUCCAGCCCUGGACUUUAUCAGCCCUGUUACCUGAGAUAGUUCCAGCUGAAGAUACCAAGAACUGAGCAUUUAUUCUACCACUGAGAAGGCUGGCUCUGAUCUGGCAGGCUCUGCUCUGUAAAAGGUUUGAGAUUGCAGUCAAGAGCCCAAGCCUAAUGGCAAUCCUUCUCCUUCCUUUCUCAAAUAAUGUCAUAUAAUCAUAGAAUCAUAGAGUUGGAAGAGACCACAAGGGCCAUCGAGUCCAACCCCCUGCCAAGCAGGAAACACCAUCAGAGCACUCCUGACAUAUGGUUGUCAAGCCUCUGCUUAAAGACCUCCAAAGGAGACGACUCCACCACACUCCUUGGCAGCAAAUUCCACUGUCGAACAGCUCUUACUGUCAGGAAGUUCUUCCUAAUGUUUAGGUGGAAUCUUCUUUCUUGUAGUUUGGAUCCAUUGCUCCGUGUCCGCUUCUCUGGAGCAGCAGAAAACAACCUUUCUCCCUCCUCUAUGUGACAUCCUUUUAUAUAUUUGAACAUGGCUAUCAUAUCACCCCUUAACCUCCUCUUCUCCAGGCUAAACAUGCCCAGCUCCCUUAGCCGUUCCUCAUAAGGCAUCGUUUCCAGGCCUUUGACCAUUUUGGUUGCCCUCCUCUGGACACGUUCCAGUUUGUCAGUGUCCUUCUUGAACUGUGGUGCCCAGAACUGGACACAGUACUCCAGGUGAGGUCUGACCAGAGCAGAAUACAGUGGCACUAUUACUUCCCUUGAUCUAGAUGCUAUACUCCUAUUGAUGCAGCCCAGAAUUGCAUUGGCUUUUUAGCUGCCGCGUCACACUGUUGGCUCAUGUCAAGUUUGUGGUCAACCAAGACUCCUAGAUCCUUUUCACAUGUACUGCUCUCAAGCCAGGUGUCCCCAUCUUGUAUUUGUGCCUCUCAUUUUUUGGCCCCAGUGCAAUACUUUACAUUUCUCCCUGUUAAAAUUCAUCUUGUUUGUUUUGGCCCAGUUCUCUAAUCUGUCAAGGUCGUUUUGAAGUGUGAUCCUGUCCUCUGGGGUGUUAGCCACCCCUCCCAGUUUGGUGUCAUCUGCAAAUUUGAUCAGGAUGCCCUUGAGUCCAUCAUCCAAGUCGUUGAUAAAGAUGUUGAAUAAGACCGGGCCCAAGACAGAACCCUGUGGCACCCCACUAGUCACUCUUCUCCAGGAUGAAGAGGAACCAUUGAUGAGCACCCUUUGGGUUCGGUCAGUCAGCCAGUUACAAAUCCACUGAGUGGUAGCAUAGUCAAGACCGCAUUUUACCAGCUUCUUUACAAGAAUAUCAUGGGGCACCUUGUCAAAUGCCUUGCUGAAAUCAAGGUAGGCUACAUCCACUGCGUUCCCUUCAUCUACCAGGCUUGUAAUUCUGUCAAAAAACGAGAUCCGGUUAGUCUGACAUGACUUAUUUUUCAGAAAUCCAUGCUGACUAUUGGUGAUCACAGCAUUCCUUUCUAGGUGCUCACAGACUGUUUGCUUAAUGAUCUGCUCCAGAAUCUCCCCUGGUAUUGAUGUCAGACUGACUGGGCGGUAAUUAUUUGGGUCCUCUCUUUUCCCCUUUUUGAAAAUAGGGACAACAUUUGCCCUCCUCCAGUCUGCCGGGACUUCGCCUGUUCUCCAGGAAUUCUCAAAGAUGACUGCCAGUGGUUCUGAGAUCACAUCUGCCAGUUCUUUUAAUACUCUUGGAUGCAGUUCAUCUGGCCCUGGAGACUUGAAUACAUCUAAACUAGCCAAGUAUUCUUGUACUAUCUCCUUAGUUAUUCUGGGCUGUGUUUCCUUUGCUGAAUCAUUUGCUCCAAAUUCUUCAGGUCGGGCAUUGUUUUCUUUAUCGGAGAAGACUGAGGCAAAGAAGGCAUUGAGGAGUUCAGCCCUUUCUGUGUGCCCUGUUUGCAUUUCACCGUCUUCUCCUCUGAGUGGACCCCACUGUUUCUUUGUUCUUCCUUUUGCUACGAACAUACCCAUAAAAGCCUUUUUUGUUGCUUUUAACCUCUCUAGCAAGCCUGAGUUCAUUCUGUGCUUUAGCUUUUCUGACUUUGUGUCUACACGUGCUGGCUAUUUGUUUGAAUUCCUCUUUGGUGGUUUCCCCCUUUUCCAUUUUUUGUACACAUCCUUUUUUAAUCUUAACUCAGUUAAAAGUUCUUUAGAUAGCCACCCUGGCUUCUUUAGGCACCUUCCAUGUUUCCGUCUCAUUGGUAUUGCCUGACGUUGUGCUUUUACAAUCUCCCUCUCCCAGCCAAAGGGAGGCUUCCAGCCAUCAUGAACUCCCUUUCCUUUUAGUAUUACUGUCCAUGGGAUCUCACCCAGCACUUCCCUAAGUUUUAUGAAGUCAGCUUUCUUAAAGUCAAGAAAUUGAGUCCUAGUAUGCUUGGCUGCUCCUUUCCGCUGUAUAGUAAACUUCAGAAGAGCAUGAUCACUCGCGCCUAAUGAUCCUUCCACUUCUACCCCACUAACCAGGUCAUCAACAUUGGUUAGGACCAGAUCUAAAAUGGCUGUUCCUCUUGUUGCUUCUCCCACUUUCUGGACAACGAAGUUGUCUGCAAGGCCAGUGAAGAAUCUGUUUGACCUUAUGCUCUUGGCUGAGUUUGACAUCCAACAAAUAUCCGGGUAAUUGAAGUCCCCCAUUACUACUAUCUCCCUUCCUUUUGCAUGCUUGGCCAUCUGUUCCAGGAAGGCAUCAUCUAUGUCCUCCGUUUGAAUCAUAUAAUCAUAGAAUCAUAGAGUUGGAAGAGACCACAAGGGCCAUCGAGUCCAACCCCCUGCCAAGCAGGAACCCCCUGCCAAGCUUGGGGUCAAAUAAUUUUGGCAUCAGAUUCCAGCCUAGGAUGCUGCCUCCCUCUUAUUUUCAGCAGGAGUUAAUUUAGAGUUGUAGGGAGGCAAAUAAUUCAGCAAAUGGCUCAUCAGUAUCCCAAGCACCAAAGUCAGGUUUCUGUCAAUUAAUGGCUAAAAUGAUGGAUUCCACCAGAAAAAGAGGAAGAAGCUUUGUUGUAUUUGCUGUUUCUUCCUUGAGUGUUGCAUUGUGCUGAAUAUGGGGAAUAAAAUUCAUAUUUAGGCAGCCUAAAGACCCAGAAAAUCUGUGUUGUGUUACACCACAAAUAGCUAACAUUGGUAAGCAAUUGGUAACUUUUAUGAGCUUACAGGAUUUUUCUACCUUCAUAUUUGGUGUGCAAGGUAGGCAUGGGGGGGCAGAGUCCAACUAACUAGAUAGGUUUUAAGAUACUAAAGGGGAAAAGGUGGGAGCCUUGUUUCAGAAACUGUAGAAUCAAAACACCUCUCCAUUUUGGAAUAUGAAUUCCAAACGCUUUUGAAUUACAGUGGUACCUCAGGUUACAGACGCUUCAGGUUACAGACUCCGCUAACCCAGAAAUAGUACCUUGGGUUAAGAACUUUGCUUCAGGAUGAGAACAGAAAUCCUGAAACUUUACUUCAGGAUGAGAACAAAAAUCGUGCUCCGGCAGUGCGGCAGCAGCGGGAAGCCCCAUUAGCUAAAGUGGUACCUCAGGUUAAGAACAGUUUCAGGUUAAGAACGGACCUCCAGAACGAAUUAAGUUCUUAACCCAAGGUGCCACGGUAUUGAAUAUUGUUCCACAAGAUUUAUUUGUCACAUGCUGCCCUGGACUCCAGAAGACGGUGGGAUAUAAAUGUAAAGAAUCAUAGAUUCUGCAAUGCAGAAGUCUCAGCUAAAGCAUCCAGGACAGAGGGCCACCCAACCUCUGCUUUAAAACCUCCAAGGAAGGAGAGUCCACCUCUCUGCCUCUCGUGGGAGUCUAUUCCACUGUUGAACAGCUCUUACUGUCAGAAAGUUUUUCUGAAUGUUUAGUCAGAAUUUCCUUUCUUGUAACUUGAAGCCAUUGGUUCGAGUCCUACUCUCCAGAGCAGGAGGAAACAAGCUUGUCCCCUCUUCCAUGUGACAGCUCUUCAGAUAUUUGAACUUGGCUAUCAGAUCUCCUCUCCGUCUCCUCUUUUCCAGGCUAAACAUACCCAGCUCCUUCAACCAUUCCUCAUAAGGCUUGGUUUCCAGACCCUUGAUCAUCUCGUUCGCCCUCCUCUGCACAUUUUCCAGCUUAUCCACAUCCUUCUUAAUUUGUGGUGCCUAGUAUUACAGAUGUGGUCUGACCAAGGCAGAAUAGAGUGCUACUCUUACUUCCCUUGAUCUGUACACUAGAUUUCUGUUGAUGCAGCCUAGAAUAGAAUUAGCUUUUUUUGCUGCUGCAUCAACCUGUUGACUCAUGUUAAGUUUGUGGUCCACUAAGACCCCUAGAUCCUUUUCACAUGUACUGCUAGUAAGCCAGGUGUCCCCCAUCCUAUAUUUGUGCAUCUGGUUCUUCCUGCCUAAGUGCAGAACCUGACAUUUGUCCCUAUUGAAAUUCUUUUUUUUUUUUUUUAAGCUUGGGCUCAGUUCUCCAAUCUGUGAAGGUCAUUUUGAAUUCUGAUUCUGUCUUCUGCAGCAUUAGCCAGCCCCCCCCCCCCCCCGUUUGGUGGCAUCUGCAAAUUUUAUGAGCAUCCCCUCAAUUCCUUCAUCCAAGUAGUUUAUGAAGAUGUUGAACAACAAUGGGCCAAGGACAGAACCCUGCGGCACCCUGCUUGUCACUUUUCCCCAAGAUGACGAGGAACCAUUAAUGAGUGCACUUUGGGUUCAGUCAGUCAAUAAAUUCCAUUAAAUAAAAUAUUCCUACCCUCUUGCAGUAUGCCUUGGGAUAUCACCACCUGAAUUCACUUCAAAGUACAAUGUUGACGGGCAUAAAGGUAAUAUGGAGGUUGAAGUAAGUUUGAGUUGGUUAACCCAGCAAAAUCAGCUGUUUUUAUUCUACCUCUUUCAUCCUGAGUUAAAUGAUCAUGUAAGUAAUAGCAGAGUUGUGAUUGAUGGUGAGUCUGCCCCCCAGUUCAAUAAAGAAACCCAGCAAAUAACUCAUGAUGGUGAAAUGAGUGUUCCAGCCAAACACCGGUGACUUCCUUGUUUGCCAGGUCCUAUUUCUAGCAAACAAUAGAUGCGACAGUAAAACUGUUCUUAGAGUGUAUCAGUGCAGUUGUGGUGACAAGGUUAACUAUUUUCCCCUGGAAACAAUUCCUUUCAUGUGUCAGGCAAGAAAGCAAGAGUAGAACUCAUCUCCCUAAAAUCUACUUUUCAAUGUGCAUUUAAUUGUUUUUAUGGAGAAAUACUUAAACAUGCAAUCCCUGCCUCCUCACCUGCAAAUGAACCAAUGUAGUUCAGGGACAGUUUUACAACAUGCUGAUCUGCAUAUGUCUACAUUGCCCCACAAUUGUGCAAGGAAACCAAGAGCACUGAGCAAACAGUGACUUAAUGGGGAAGUUUAUAUCCAAGUGCGGUCAGGCUUUAAUCCUUUGCGUUGCUUUUAACCCCUGCUGCCUCUAUGCCCUCCUUGCUCUGAAGGCUGUAGAGCAGCCAGCUUGCCAGCUGCUGAGCUUCAGGUAGGUGCCCCUCCUGCCAGAGUUGGGUUUCCCAUCUCGUCCUGCCUUCUAGUCUUGGGCUGGGUCAGAUCUAGACGUUUGCCCAUUGUAGCACGAUGCUUUGUGGCUGCAGUUCAUUUCUGAUAACAAGUUUUUAAAAACAGAGCACUGUGUACAUUGAUGGCCCUGUGUCAGUAAUAAAAAUGGAAACCUCCUCCCCCAACCCUUGCUCCCUCCGCUCUUCCAAACGACCUGCAUGCCAGCUGAGGGCUGUGUUUUACAACUGUAGGAGGGAUGCCUUCUUCCCCAGUGUUUGCAUGCUGCCAGAGUAAUGCAUCUGCGAUAAACCACUCACACCUUGCUUCCCCCUUGUUUCCCCCCUCCCUCUCUGUCUCUUUGUCUCCUCUAACAUUUCCAGUUCUGCCCAAAGCAAGCAUUGAAGUGGAGUCUUAUUCAGCUCACCCUGGUGACCUCCUCCAGUUGCGCUGCCGGCUACGGGAUGAUGUGCAGAGCAUCAACUGGGUACGAGAUGGGGUCCAGCUCUCGGAGAACAACCGGACGCGCAUCACAGGGGAGGAGGUGGAGGUUAGGGACGCCGUGCCAGAGGACUCAGGGCUUUAUGCCUGCAUGACCAACAGCCCCUCUGGAAGCGAGACCACCUACUUCUCCGUGAACGUCUCAGGUUUGUAGCAGGCAACCGCAGGGACGAGGGGCAGCAAACUAGUGUUGGCAUUGCUCAGGCCCUCCAAAUGUUUCGGCACCCAUCAUCCCUGACCAUUGGCCAUGCAGGCUGGGGCUUACGGGAGUUGGAAUCCAAUAAAACCUGGAAGGCCACAGGUUCCCCACCUCUAGCACAGCAGAUAGUAUCCAGUCUGGCUGCAAGGAAACCCCAUUCUGGAUUCUUGGUCUUCAGCAAGUCUCACUGCUUCUCAGCUUAAUCUGCCUCUUGCAGGGUUGUUUGGGGUGUUGCUCAAUUAUUCCCAUGCAAAGUGCUUGAGUGCAAGUCACCUGCUCUGACUCAAGUUCUUCCUUGGAUCUAAUGUAUGAGGGAGCUGUAUGAGGGAGUAGUUCCAAGGCGCAUCUUUGAUGGCAUCUUUGCAGGCUUUUUUCCUUGCUGGUAGACCAGCAGGUGAAGACCAGGCCUUCCCCUCCUCUGAUGGAGCUCAGACCUCCAUCACCUUGUAGUUCCUGGAGAGGCGGCUUCCUCUUGCUCCUUUCUUGGCUGCUGGUCCCAGAGUGGUUGCAGGAGGCUUCCUUAGGUGCUGUUAUAGUCCAGGCCUCCGUGGAAAUUUUCCAACUGGAUUGACUGUCCACCAACAAAGCCAAGAACAGGGAUGGAGUUGUUGUCCAUUCAAAAGACAGCACAGCUAUUAAGAGCAGGGCAAAAGUGUGCUCGCUCAUGUCAAAGGAAUUACUUACACCUAAUAGAUUCCCAGGAUAGUCACAGUACAAUGAGCACACAUCUAAGGCAGGAAGUGCCAAUUGUGCUUCCAGGAGAGUGUUUCAGAUUUUGUUCAGUUGUGCUUGAAGGUGCCACAGAGACUGGCAAACCCAGUUUGAGGAGAAGCUAUGGUGGAGCGGAAAGCAUUGGGCAUGAUGUGGUCAUCAUGGCUCUACAGUGCCAACUGUAUAAAACUCCAUUUUUUGAGAAUCUUUGUUUUUCUUUUAUUUAGGCUCAAGUUUAUAGUCCUUAUGGCUACAAAGUGGGCAAAUCCUGCCAAAAGCUCAGACAGCAGGGUGGGGUAAUUGAAUAAGAAUUCCAUUGGUUGUGAGUAAAGUUUCAGCUUUCUGCCUUGUUCUGUUCUUCUUCCCACAAAUAAUUCCUUGCGGAAUGAGGGAUUACACAGAUUUGUUUCAGUAGUAUAGUGUGCCAGGAUACCACAUUUCACAAUACAACUGUGGGUUGUAUUCAACUAAGUCUGGCUCUGAGUAGACCUAUUGAAGAGACUAUGACAAGUUUAACUUCAGUGGAUCUACUCUGAGUAGGACUAACACUGAGUCCCACUCUGGCUGCAGAUUGAAGGGUGGGGAAAUCUCUUUGCUGACUCUCAUGGCCAUUGCAAGGUUGUAUCUAGACAGGCAAUUUAUCACAAGAUAAAACUGUUCUUGGGCCACCCUGCUUCAAAUUUCUGAUAGCAGACUGGGGAUGAGGAGAAUCUUUCAUUUCAGAACACCUUCCCAUUUUUAAAAACAGAUAGCAAAGGAGAACUCUAGACAUCUCGUGACAAGCUAUGGAUUUCCCCCUCCCUCCCCCCAUACGUAAAUAAAUCCAGAAGCAUGUGAUCUUCUGUCUCCAGUCUGAGAUGGUAUGACCCAGACUAAUUCUUUCCUGUGCUGAGCUGUUUAUCUCAAGCUGAUAGGGUUGCUGAUCAAUACAGAGUGACAGACGAGAUACUCCUGAAAGGAUAUUGAAUGACCAACUCAACCACAAGAUCCACAGACUUUGACUGGCUUUGGGAGCCAGCCAGAAUGUCUGCUUGAGACAUGGUGGAAGGCCAGGAGGCCAACAGUAGGGGGAGCCAAUGACAGGCAGAGCCAACUCUUUCCAGUUGUGUCCCCCAUCCCCACUCCUCACCUGCUGAGUUUUCCAGGGCAACCUGCCAGCCACUGGCAUUUUCUGGACUGGCAGGAAGCAGGCAGGCAGGUGAGGAGUGGUAAGGCCCUAUCCCUACCACAAGGAGCCUGUCAGAGUUCCUAAAAGCAGAAAGAAGGGCUUGUCCAAACAUAACUUUCAUCCGCUCCUUCCAGGCACAGCCUGCACUUUUAAGCUCCGUGUGAGAGCUUUUCCCACAAAAACCGUCUCUCUAGUACUCCAUUGGAGCAUACAGUAAUCCAUGGGAAAUCCAAAUGGACAUUUGCUCUGAUUGAGUACUAAAAAGCUGUGCCUGGAAAGAGAUGGGCAAAAAGUAAGUAAGUGUGGAUGAACUCAAAGCCCCCAAGGCCAGCAAGUUUGCCUGCAGGGGGUCAUCUCAGAAUGAAGAAUGAAAAAAAGGGGCAAGCUGGGAAGUACAUUGGGGGCCCCAGUCCCACUCAUGUAUUCCUCAGUGGUGUCCUGGGAUUUUCUUUCUCCUCCCAUGUCCCACUUAUUUUCAUACCAAGCAGCCCAACAGAUCCAGGUACUCAGGACAGAUUCCCCUAUUAUAAUUUCUGUCCUGCCAUCUUGGUGCAAAAGCACCAUUCAGGGCAGCAUACAACAUUUAACCAUGGGAAUUCUACCAAAACAACAUUUCACCAAGGAGUCAGGGGUCAGCAGUUAAAAUCAAAACAUAAACACAUUAGCCGUCAUAUUCAGAAAAGGCCUUCUGGAAUAAAACUGUAUUCAACAAGCAGAGCAAAAUGGGGAGGGAGCCACGCACACUUCACAAUCUGGGUGCAGCCACUGCAAAGGAUCUCUCUCUCUCUCUCUUUCUACUCAAAUGUUCUUUCACCCUAGAUGAGAUGCAGAGAAGAGUGGCCCAUGAUCUUAGGGAGGGGCAAGAGGUACCUAAGGCAUGCAGGACUUUAAAAGUGAUCACCAAAACUUUGAAUUGGGUCUGGAAGCAAAUAGGUAAUGAGUGCAGUUGUAUGAUUGGUGUAACUAAUACCAAUUGUAGUAACUAAUUGGUGUAACUUGCCACAGGCAAGUGCCCACCAUUAUCCUUGUUGAGGAAGGUAAAUGUGUGGGGCUCAGAGAGCCAGCUUCCCUUCUCCUGCAUCAUUGCAGGCUAGCAUGCUGCCCACUCAAAAAUGAUUCCAGCCACUUCCUUUUCUAGAUGCUCUUCCAUCUGCUGAAGAUGAUGACGAUGAUGACGAUUCUUCCUCGGAGGAGAAGGAGGCAGAUAACUCCAGACCAAAUCGUACGUGUGACAUUAAUCAGUUAAUGUAACUUGUCAGUUACGAACACAGCCAGGAUUUUUAUUUUUCAAAUUCUCUUGGUAGCAGUGAUGCUUUUCCAGCUGGAAUCUGUCCAUUGGCAAUAUUCUAUGAAGCCUGUAAUGCCUUUCUUUUUUUGCCCUUGAAGUGUCCUAAACCUACUUAGCAAUGCUUCCACCUCCUGUGGGGGAUCAGUUACUCAUUCUCCCUCGGUGGUGGGGAGUGUGGCUCUUGCAACCCCUUCCAGCCUCUGGGCCACCCUCUCAUGCCCAGUGGCCAGCAGGUUCCUAGUGCCCCCCGGUAGGCUAGGUAGGAAACAGGCACCCAGAGUGCUGGCAAAGACCUCGUCUUCUCCCUCAGCAGUAAAUUGUCCCUUCUGAGAGUAGAGCAACAGAAGUGGGACAGGAUUAAUUCCACAGUGGCACCUGAUUUGGGGGACCAAGAAAGCUGGGCAAGUGUCCCAUUUUCAACAUCUAGAAGUUGCUUCCCUUGAGCAGCUGUCCUGGGGGUGCAGGGAGCCAGAACUCAGCGGCCAGCAGGGCUCCUAAUUCAAUUGUGAAGGGAGAAUUGGGCUACUUUCUAGUUACGGGAUGUGUUCUUCCUGGUGCCAUGAGCUUUUCCCCCUUCACGAUGUGCUAAAUAUUGAUAAGCCCCAACUUACUCGCAUAUCUGUCUCUCUGUCUGUUUUUUUGUGGUGGGGGUGGUCUCCUGUAGAAGCCAUUCCGCCUUACUGGACGUACCCUGAGAAGAUGGAGAAGAAGCUUCAUGCUGUUCCCGCUGCCAAGACCGUGAAGUUUAGGUGCCCCUCAAGUGGGACACCCACUCCUUCGCUGCAUUGGCUGAAGAAUGGCAGGGAAUUCAAGCCUGACCAUCGUAUAGGUGGAUAUAAGGUAGGAUCCCUGCUUGUCUGGAGAUCAGAGGCAGAUCUGAGAAUAUAGAAAGGGGCAAUUCCUGCUCCUGUGCAGAGACUUUAAACUCUGUUGUGCUGUUUGCUAUUCUGGUCUGUUUUUUCUUCAUUGUCUACCCCUCUGAAUUAAAACCAAUUUGCCAUGCUUGUGUUCAAAAUAUGGGAUUUCUUUGAAGCGUCCACCAAAGAUGCUUUUGUUGCUGAAGAGACAAACUGUUUUUGUUAAGUUGAAAUGGGUUGCCUCUUCAGCAGGUGGUGGAAACUUAAAAACAGACAAACAUUUUUUUCAGUAUUUGCAUUUGUUACUCUCAUUAUAACCUCAGAGCCCAUCUGAUAAUAUAUCAGAGCCUACUAAUGGCUCCCUGGACCACCAUUUAAGCUCUAGUUUUCUCUUAUUGUUUACUGUAAUAUUAGGGCGCUAAUAACCAUUGAGGUCAUAAUCCUAUGCUUUUGAGUGGAUUUUUAAGAGUCUUUCCAGGGAGAGCAGACCACCGAUGGACACCCCUUGUUGUCGGGGCCCAUCUCAGAUGCCACGAGUCCAGUAGGCCUAGAGUUACCUGGCCACCAAGAGACAAUAUCGUUCCACAUCACAAGGUUAGCCACCUAUCCCGACAUGGCUAUCCCGACACGAUUCUGUGAUCUCAUGGGGGCAGAGAUCCAUAACUUUCGCGUCGGCCUGUUGCCACCUACACUGUCUAGGGGCUAGAGUACCAGAUUCGGUGGAGAUUAGAGGGCAGAGGUCUUAGGCUCCUCACGGGGGAAGAAGGACAAUUGCCCCCACCAUACAAGGCUUACAGAGAUGUGUUCUGUGAGAAGGAAGCGGACAGACUGCCCCCCCCCCCAGGCCUUACGACUGCAAAAUCGACUUGUUGCCGGGGGCUCAGCUACCCAACAGCCGGCUGUACUCCACGUCAGAGGUGGAGUUGGCAGCAUUAAAUGAAUUUCUGGAGAAGAAUUUGUCAUGCGGCUUCAUCCGUCCAUCCAAAGCCCCAGAGGGUGCCCCUGUGCUCUUCGUGAAGAAAUGUAACACCUCAGAGUUGAGGCCUUGCAAUGACUACAGGCUUCUGAACAAGGUACCAGUCCCCAAUCGCUAUCCCCUGCCACGCAUCGGGGACCUGCUGGAGAGGUUGAGAUUGGCAAAGAUCUUCACUAAGCUCGACUUGAGGGGGGCUUACUACCUGAAACGGGUGACAGCGGGAGAUGAGUAGAAGACCACCUUCUGUGCAAGAUACAGCAGUUUUGAGUACUUAGUCAUGCAAUUUGGAUUGCAAUUGGGAACUGUGACGUUCCAGGCGUUCAUCAAUCAUGUGUUGGGGGGUCUGGUGGACUCUACAGUGUUGUGUUAUCUAGAUGAUCUUUUGAUUUAAGAGCAUGUAAAACAUGUGAAAGAGGUGCUGCAGUGGCUCAGAUAAAAUUGGUUGUAUGUCAAGUUAGAAAAGUGUCAGUUCCAUGUGACAGAGGUGGAGUUAUUGGGCUACCACAUCACCCCUGAGGAAGUACACAUGGAUCCCGCCAAGGUGCAGGCAGUGGUGAUGUGGCAGGAACCCAGAACCAAGAAAGACUUGCAACAAUUCCUGGGUUUUGUGAACUACUACCGUAAGUUCAUACCAAGAUAAUCAGGGCUGACGGCUCCUCUCAUGGACUGCUUAAGAGGUAAGAGAUCCUGCCAGUGGACGAAAGAGGCACAGAGGGUGUUUGAGAGCCUCAAGGCCAUGUUUGCCUCAGAAGAGUACCUAGCGCAUCCCGACCCACACUGACAUAUGAUAGUAGAGACUGACGCAUCUGACAGGGCAUUGGGGGCAGUGCUACUGCAAGAGGAUGAGAACGGGGCCAUCAGACCGUGUGCCUUCCACUUGCGCAAGCUGACGCCAUCAGAGCAGAACUACACCAUAUGAGAGAGGGAAUUGCUUGCUAUCUGGCACGCUCUGGAAACGUGGCGACAUUUCCUAAAGGGCGCGCAACAUCAGGUUAUAGUGCGCACCAACCACAGGAAUCUUGAACACUGGCAGACGGCUGGACACCUUAACCAGAGGCAGAUCAGGUGGGCGCAGUUCUUUGCCAGAUUCAACUUUAGAGUGCAGUAUGUGUCGGGUCCUCAGAAGCAAAGAGCAGACCCUCUUUCCCGGAAGCCAGAAUAUCAGGGAGAGGAGGUUGCCCCGGUGCAGAGGCACAUUCUCUCUUCUUCUUUUUUUUUUAAUGAUAUUUAUUGAAAUUUUUUUAGAAUUACAAAAGAAAACAAGGUAGAAAAAGAAAAAGAAAAAACAAAGAAAAAGCAAACCACAUCAAACAAUACAAAUUAAUCAAAAAAUAAAAAUAUACCACAAAUAUUUAAAAACAAAUCCAUUAUUCUCAAAUCCUUAACUAUCAUUACCUUCUUUCUUUGACCUCCUCCUCCUCCCUUUUUUUGUAUCCUAGUUGUUAAUUGUCGCAGCAAAUCCUUUCCAUAUUUCAUAAUAUUCUGUCAUUACAUUACCUUAAUCUAUUUUAAUCUUAUCUUACUAUAAAAAACCUUAAAACCUAAAACUUAAAUCUUAUUUUUACCAACUUCUCAUAACCAUAAUAUUCCUACAUAAUUCUUUAAACAUUUUUGCUAAAGCCAAAUAAUUUCGUUCCAACAUUUUUCUAACAUUCAUCAGUUUUAUAAAACAAUCCUAAUAAUAAAAAAGAAAUAAAAAAACAAUCCAAUCUUCAUCCAGCGUCUCUUCCUCCUGGUCCCGGGUUUUGUCAGUCCUUUUUAUCUCAUCAAUCUAGCGCAUUAACCUGGUAAUCUUAUAUCCGAGGCCCUUAAGUCCCUUCCAUGUCCCUUCCGCGGCUCUUCUUCAUAUUUAUAACUGUAUUUUCCUUUGUCUCCUGCUCCUUUCACUCGUGGGAACUCCAGCUUAGCAAUGUUUUUGACCCUUCUCGACAAAUCAGCCCUUUUCCAUAGUCCACACUAAACUCCAUGUGGUAUUUAAGAACAUGUUUCAAAGUCUCUCCAAAAUUAAGAGCCCCCACAACCCCAAACAUCUCACGGCCCAUUGCCAGACUUGAAAAGUCCAAACAUCCCUGCAUAGGGGGGUCUAUCCAACCCCCCAUUUCCAAACCAAACCAAACUUUAUCUUUCCAAAUCUGGCUUUUUCCAAGUUCAUUUGUCAAAUCCAAAAGCUCAUGUUCCUGCUGGGCCACAGCUCCCUCCAUCUCUGGCGCCCAAGAUUCAGCAACAUCCUCUUCCCUCAUCUGUUCUGUCAGGGCACACUCCUGAGUUAAUUCCUGAGUGGGCUGCAUAUAAUUUCCCACUGCCUGUUCAAAAUUCUUGAUUGCAUCAGUCAUCAAGUCCGUCUUCUCAUGUAGCUGUUCCAGUAGGGCACUUGUUUUACAGUGAGCACACAGCAGAGCUUCUGAAUACAUUGUCCGGCAAGGUCAGAAGUCUAUUCCCACGAUCGUAAUCUGUAACAGCUGCAAGCUCCCCGAUUCAGAAUUAGUUACAGUUUCACAGGCUCCCUCUAGGGGAAAAACUUCUAUUUGUUCUUUUCUUUUAAAGACAAAUCUAACAACAAAGUUUCCUUUUUCAGAUAUUUUGUCAAUAUUUGUUCCUUUAAAAUGCGAAGGGGAACAAUGGAAUCACUAUGUUUCUCUUCUUUUAGCUAUCUGUCAAAAACGUUUGUCUCUGGUCAAUGAGCUUCAAAAAACGUCAGUCCUGACACCCCGCUCCAGGAUCAAGACGGUGGAAAGUUACUUUACUUUACACUCACUUCUGCAGGUUUAAACAGUUCAGAAAAACCCCCCCCUCUUCUCCUGCUUCCGAAGGGGGUUCCACAAUCUUAAAUGAUGAAAGUUAGUCCUUUACAAGCGAUUUUCUGAGCUCUAGUUUGCCAUGUCUUUGCUUUAAUCUAUCUACAAAGAAACGGAAGGGUGACUUCCUGUUUAGACCUUCCCGUUUCAGUGCCAUAUUGAAGUAAACUUUUAAGUUCAAUUUUCCUUUCUGCAUGCAAGUCCUUAUUUAGAGUCCAAUUGUCCAAAAUUUAAGUACUCACAGGUGAUUGUUUUAGAAGCCAAAUUGUCCCAGGAAAAAGGCAGCGCUCUCCGGCAACGGCUGUGCGGCUUCGCUCCACGGAAGAAGCAGUUGACUCUCAGCACCGCGCCACUUCCCCUCUUCGCUCCGGAGCCCGUUAGUGGGUUCCUUUGUGGGUUGGGGGGGCGCUAAAGGUGCCCGCCGAGUCCCAUGGUCACAGGCUUCAUCCGUCUGUGAUUUUUGAAAGGGUCCCCGCUUCGCCGUAGCGUGAAAGACCCGUUUCCCGUGGAGCUGGUCCCUCCAGAUCAGAGGGAAUCCGCCAUUACCGAUGGCGCCACCCCAAGCUGGAACAGAUACAGUUAGCAGCGGUUUCAGUAGCCAAGACGCCCGACUUCCUGAAGCACACUGCCGAGGAUGACUUUGCAAAGAGGAAUAUGGAGGCAAUACAGAGGAGAGACACAGCGGUGGAAGGUUUUGCUGAAAGAGGGGGAUUGCUGUAUAAGGGAAAAGUGCUGUAUGUCCCAGAAGGCAAGCUACAUGCCAAGGUCCUGAGACAGUGUCACAACAACUCCAUGGCGGGGCAUUUUGGACGGUACAAAACCUUGUUCCAAGUGACAAGACAGUUUUGGUGGCCUGAGGUGAAGGAAGAAACAAAAGAUUAUGUAAAGGCAUGUGAGACUUGUCAGUGGGCCAAGAAGCCCCGCAAAGCGCCUGCAGGACUACUCCAACCGCUCCCUACACCUCAAGGACCUUGGGAGGCAAUAGCUAUGGACUUUAUCACUGACCUACCUGAGUCGCAUAAGCAGACAGUGAUAUGGGUGGUGGUGGAGCUGUUCUCUAAAAUGGCGCAUUUUGUGCCCUGUAAGAAGUUACCCUCGGCACAGAAGACGGCACAUCUCUUCAUGGAACAUGUGUUUAAGCUGCAUGGGCUGCCUUUGAAGGUCAGCUCAGAUAGAGGAGCACAAUUUACCUCCCAGUUUUGAAGGGAACUAAUGUAGCUGCUGAAGGUGGAAGUUUGCCUCACGUCCGCUAGACACCCACAGACAAAUGGAGAGUCAGAAAGGACGAACACAACCUUGCACCCGUACCUGUGAUGUUACAUGAGUUAUCAACAGAACGAUUGGGUCAACAAGUUGGCCCUAGCAGAGUUUGCAUACAACAACGCAGUACACCCGUCUACCCAACAAACUCCCCUUUUUGCCUGCCUGGGACAACACCCACACGCCUUACCAGUGCAGGAUGGUGGCAUGUCAGUGUCAGACGCAGAACAUUUUGCAGAAGAGCUGGCAGCUAUGUACAGCUUACUACAAGAGCAGUUGGAGCAAGCUAAGGACGCAUAUAAGAGGGAGACAGAUAAGCAUAGACGGCACGGAGAUAAGGGUGAGAGACCAGGUGGUGUUGUCUGCCAAAGACUUGCCUAACAAGGGGAGGUUCCAGAAAUUGGACCUUCAGAGGGUGGGACCAUUUGAAGUAGUGGAGCAAAUUAACCCAGUGUCAUUCAGGCUUCAGGUACCGAUCUCCAUGAAGAUACACCCUGUAUUUCAUAGGUCCUUGUUGUCUCCUGUGAUUCCUGCACACCCAUACCAAGCACCUAAGGAGGCACUCCCCCCACCAUCAAUAAUGAUAGAAGGUGAACCAGAAUACAAAGUGUUGCAGUUACUGGACUCUCACUGGAGGGGAAGGAGAUUGCAGUAUUUAGUGUCUUGGAAAGGUUAUGGGAAUGAAGAAAAUUCUUGGGAGGAUUCUGGAAACAUGCACACCGCUAGGUUACAGGCAGAAUUUCACUGCUGGUACCCCAACAAACCCAAACCAAGAGGGAGGAGGGGGGGUGGAAGAAGAAGAGAGCGAGGCAGAGUGGGGCUCGAAACAGAGGGAAACCCUCAAGAGGAAGGGGAAGUGGAAGAGAGUGAGGAGGACUGAUGGGAAGGCCUAGACAGCGACCCUCGGAGGAAGGAGGAACAAGAGGAGAAGGAGGAGGAGAAUCUUAAUGGAGGGGAUGGUGUCGUGAACACAUCUGCCCCAAGUAGAGGAACAACAAGAGUUAGGAAGCAGCCAGACAGGUGGGAGCAGUCCCCCUCCCCCUCCCUCUGACACGGAAUGAAAUGUAGAUAAGGCGUUAGCAGAGAGUGGGAGGGCGAGAAGCCAGCUCGCUCAAGAAGCACAAGCAGCUUCAGAAAGCAGGAGGGGUAGUGUUUCCUCAGCGGAAGAGGAGGCAAUUAAUCCCCUGAGCCCAAAGAGUAGACGUAUGGGAAAGGUAUUAGACAGGAAACAAACCCAGAAACGUAAGGGUUAUAGGUUCAGGAUAUUCUGCAGAACCAGGAAGCACUGCUCAGAAGGGUCAACUGACUCAUAAGGCACACACGCUCAGUUAGACGUCCGAGACUAAUUGUAUUACAAUAAAUCUGCAAGCUAAUUACAACUUGCGUGCUGUGUUAUCAAGACGGCAGCCUGGGUUCCUGACAGAGAGUCCACAACCUUCCGAGAGAGUUCAUUCCACUGUUGAACAGCUCAUGCUGUCAGAAAAGUUCUUCCUGAUGUUGAGCCUGAAUCUCCUUUCUUGCAACUUGAAACCAUUGGCUUGGGUCCUAGCCUCUGGAGCAGGAGAAAACAAGCUUGCUCCAUCUUCCAUGGGAGACCUUCGAAGAUGGUCACCACACGUCCCCCAAGCCUCCUCCCAUCCAUGCCAAACACAUCCUUCCUCCAGCUGCUUCCCACAAGGCACAGUCUCCAGACAUGCAACCAUCUUGGCUGCCCUCCUCCACACAAGUUCCAGUGCACCAGCAGCCUUCAUUUACCUUAAUUUAGUUGAAAAUAGCAGACGGUGUUACAAUGGCACUAACUGUUCUCUAAAGCAGGAGGAGGCACUGCAGUUCCUAUGGCUACAGGAUGGCAGGCUUUUUUGAGGGGGGGGGGCUCCCAAUUGCAGCCAGUUGCCUACGAAUAUGAUCUGACUCCCUUCUCCCGCUAGUCCCACCUGGCAUGGCCCAAUGGUCAUGGAUGAUGGGAGCUAUAGUCCUAUAACAUUGGAGGGAAUGACGUUGGCUACCCCUGGGUUAGAGUGUUGGGCUUGGGAGACCCGGGUUCAAAUCAGAAAACUCACUGGGUGGCCUUGGGCCAUUCACUGUCUCUCAACAGGGUUCUUGUGAGGAUCAAAUGGAGAAAGGGCAAACUAUAUAUGUCUCCUUGAGCUCCUUACAGGAUAUAACAGGAUAUUAGCAUACUAGUAGCGAUGACGAUAUGUUGGCAUUAUAUAAAAUACAAAGCAGGAGUGUCCUCAGGGAGAUGCAUGCUCCCCCGGGGCCCAGGUGCCUUUCUUAAGCAGCCCCCAGUGAGGGAGGUGCCAACCCACCACCACCAAGCAGACGCCACAGGUGUGGGAUGUCAUGGUGCACGUGUAGAGGCAAGACCAGUUGCCUUCAGGUGCCUCACCUGCAGUAAAGUCUGUCUCUACAGCCACAGCAGGUGCUGUAACUCUCUGACAGUUUGACUUGACUUCUGAAGGCACUCUCUUGCAUUGUCUCCCAAGACACAUGGAAGCCAACAACAACAAUUAGCUCACUGACUGAAAAGCAGGUGAUUGAUCAAGACAAAAAGCUUCAAAAUUGGUUGAUGGUCCUUUUUUCCCUCCUUCCUGGAGCUUCUUAUGCCACAUCACAGAUUACAUCCCCAAAUUACGUGCCUGUUGCAGCUGGGAAAAUAUCUUCACCAUGUCUUGCAAAUAGGGCCUGCCUCCAGCUAGAUGUGGUCUCAUCAUCUCUGAACCUCUCCAAAGCCAGGCGGAGGCGUUUGGCUGAAAGUGCGACAAUGCAGAAGUCAUUCUGGCGCUUGCUGCCGGGCGCUGCUGCCUCCAGUUAGAACAACUUGUUUCCAUCUGGAGUGACUCACAAGCAGAGCGUGGCCUCUGCACCUCCCACUGUUGGCAGAGCCAGGGACCCUCAGCUACAAAUAAAACUCCUUUAGCAGCAGCCACUGACGCAGACAAGAACCAUCCUGUUCUACUUUCCCCCUUUUUAAUCUUCACGUCUGGUCAAAGAGCUGUGCCUGAAGAAUCAGUAGUGGCUUUAAUGAAUCAGAUGGUCCCUGUCAUUUUUCUCCUGGGCUGAACCUGAUCAAGCAACAGCUCCCGGGCACUUCCUGAAGUAAUGGCUUUUUUCCAGAAAUAGUCAUUGCUGCAGCUUCCUUAGUUUUAAUCUGCCUGCCCAUGUUGCGGCUUUGCCUUUGUUCUCUGUGCUGCCUUUGCCAGUCAACGUUGGUAGCAGCUGAAAGGGGGUGUGUGAUGCAGAGACAUUGGCUACCUGGCCGGGACUCUGGCUUCAUACUCCUAGCACAUUCCAGCGUGGAGGACCAGGUGCCAAAGACUGGCCAGAAGCGUUUUGAGUUGAACCUUGGAUUGGGGACCUUUUUCAUCCCAAGGGCCGCAUUCCCCUCUGGGCAGCCUUCCGAGGGCCAAAUGCCAGUGGUAGGUGGGGCCAGAGGCAAAAGUGGGUGGAGCAAAGGAUAUACAUUUACACAGAGAAACAAGGAAGAGGCAUUAUGCAGUCCAGGGACACAUUCCAGCCAGGAAAAGCACGGGGGGGGGGGGGGAGGCAGGAUCAGCAUUGUGCUUCCCACAAUGGCAGCCAGAUGCACCACACAUCCCAUAAGCAGGUUGGAGGCCAGGUGCUCUUUUCUGUGAUUUGUCUCUGCUCCCUCAGCAGAGGUAGGCUGCCCAAAGACCCGGAGAAAGACAAGUGUCCAUCACUGGAUAUUUAGCCAGGUUUGCUGCAGGUUCAGAGGCUGUCUGAAGUGGUGGAGUUCUAAAGUUACAGAAAGCAUGAAAACCCAUUACUUCCAUGCAGUGCUUGGGGGGGGGGGGGAUACCUAAAAGACAACUUGUAAUAUAGCGGAACCUCGGCUGUCAAACAUAAUCCAUUCUGGAAGACUGUUUGAUUUCCAAAACGUUCAACAACCGAGGCACAAUUGCCAGUCGGCAAUUACAAUGGAGAAACGCACCUCAGAAGCCAUUCGACUUCCAAGGCACAUUUGAAAAUGGAAGCAUUCACUUCCAGGUUUUCAGCGUUCGGGUUCUGACUCAUUCGGGUUCUGAGAUGCUCGGAAACCGAGGUUCCGCUGUACAUUCAACCUGUGCCAUGCAAUCCUUUGUAUGUUUAUUCAGUAUUAAGUCUCACUGUGUUUAGUGAUUUUGCUGUUGGACAACAACACUGAAAAGUUGAGAGUGGACUUUGUUUUUUUACUGAGCACUUAGGAAAAAUACGAACCGUAUGCUUUUCCUCACUAUCUUGCAUGUAAAAUUUAAAUAGCAAAUACACACAUACACCAUUUAAAAAAGGAAAACAAAUCACUCUGCUUCCCACAGCUCGCACCCCCAGUGCUACAGGCCUAAAAUAACUCCUUAGGAGUCAGUCCCCUGUGCACAUGAACCUGGGAGUAAGCUCAGCUGAAAAUAAUAGAACUCAAGCAUCUAGAACGUGCAGGCAUUGAGCCAGACUUAGAUUGGCUGAAGCCUUGCAGUUUUGCUGAUUUGGAUGGAAGUGGCUCUUUAUAGUACAAAGAUGUGCCGCUAUGGUAAAAGGAACCAAUGUUUGAUGCCUUCAAGCACCAAAUUCCCCUUAGCAGCCCUUUUAGAGUUUCUUAGAUAUCUUCACAACAGCCAUGUGAGGUAGACUAGGCUGAGACUUGCUGACUGGAUCAUGGGAGGAAGUCGGCAAAAACAAAAGGUUUACUGUUUUAAUGUUUGUUUUUAGGAUAUUUUUUUUCCAGCUUAGCUCAUGGUGUCUUUAAUUGUUUUGACCUAUUGGUCUGUUUUUAAAUUUUUGCUGUUUACCGGCUGUUUCAUAAGCCAUCUUGUGAGGGUUUGCAAGGCACAGCAUAUAAAGUGGGGUUGUCUAAAUGUCAAAUUCUGUGCCGAAUUUUGUGCUUGUGCAAGUGAGUUCACCUAUGGCACACAUUAUAUACACCAGGGAUGUCCCAAUAGGUCAAUCGUGAUCUACUGGUAGAUCCCCGUGAGGUUAUGGUAGAUCACGGUCAAUCUCUGGCUCCCUUUCCUUAGCGUCGCUAAAACUGACUCCUGCCAUGGCCCCUUGCCCCACCCUCCAUUGUUGUAUGAUCUCUGGAAGAGAAGACAGAGCUUUCUCUUUGCUGCUGUUUUGAUCCAUAGCGAUCUUUUUGUGAGUGACUUUCCCCUUUGUCCCUUGCCUUUAACCCCCCCCCAAAAAAAAGAACUCCCCCCCCAACGGGGCUUUCCUCCUCCCUAAAAAAGCUCUACAACUUUGAGCUGAACCCCCCCAAAAGGGGGUAGAUCGCUGCCAGUUUUUAAUUCUGAAAGUAGAUCGCAGUCUCUUGAGAGUUGGCCACCCCUGAAUACACCACCCUGGCUAGACUUGGGCACAGUGAAAUCUGGGAGAGCAGCUGGAGGAAUUCCAAGACCGGUUCUUGUACUGGCCAUCGAAACUUGUCCCAUUUGUCCAUCAUCCCAGUUUCCAGAUGUAGCCGGCUCUGUUGUCAGCCCAGCAGCUGGCAGCAAUUACUCUCUAUAGCAAAGGGGGGGGGGACAUGACCUCGAACAGCAAUUAUGUGCAGCCUAGAACAUUCAGCACAGGAGCAGGCAAGACCUUUGGCCCUGCUCCUGAGAUGAAAAGGCCCAAGGGGACAGAGCCAUUGCUCCCUCCGCCUCAGCUGUCAAUCAGCAGGUAACCUUCCUGAUCAGCCUGUGUCUGUUUCCCCACAGGUCCGUCAUGCCACCUGGAGCAUCAUCAUGGACUCGGUUGUGCCAUCAGAUAAAGGCAACUACACCUGCAUUGUGGAGAACAAGUACGGAACCCUAAACCAUACCUACCAGCUUGACGUUGUUGGUAAGGAGACCUGGACAAAGGAAGGGAAAUGGGAGGCUGGAAGGAGUGUGGAAUCAGAGGGGUUAGUUAUAAAUUGCUUUCCUAGAGAGUUUAUCUCUGUUCAGAAGUCAGAGUGCAGUAACACAGUAAUGAUGCCACAUUGGUCAGAGCCUCAAUGGAGACAAAUUUGGAGGGUGGGAAAAAUGUCUCUUUACAAAGAGGCAUUACAAGGAAGCAACAUUUGAUGCCUGUAAUGCAAGCACAAAGUCCUUCUUGCAGCCAUUUUAUCUCUCCUCUGGAGCUUCGCAUAAGCCAUAUGAAGUAGUUUUGGUUAAGUUUUGGUGACUGCCCCAAGGCAGGAAGCGAGCAAAACCGUGAUGAGUUACAUGAGUUUAAAAUGUGAAACUGGACGUGUUCAGGGUACUUUUUUCUAAUCAAGGUUGGCUUUUGGUUUGCUGUAGAAAAUCAGGAGUGGAAUAUAGUCAUCCAAGCCUGCUUUAUUUCCGGUGUCUCAUCCCUUCUUUGCCUGUGCUAUGUUACAAAUUAUGCGGCUACAGAUGUUAUUUUUAAUACAUAUCAGGUUGCCCGGAUGUUCUGAUGCCUUUGUUUUUUUACAGCAUGGAGAGUUGGAAUGGUGGGGUGGAGAGAAACAUUCCUUGUGUGCUUCACCAUUGGGGUGGGGGUUGUGUUAUCCAGUCUCUCGAUGUACAGCUUUCCCCCCAGGAAAAUGCAGCAGCAGGACCAAGGGGGCAGGGUUGAGUUGCUUCCACUUCCUUGGCUCCUUGGUACACGCAAAGAUUGUGUAGGCAGGAAUUCUCUGCAAGUAGCCGGAUGUAUGUGGCUCAGUGUCAGGAGGGGAGAGGAGACAGUGCUUGGGUGAAUUUUGUUUUUUGGCUCUGAAUUGUCUCUUUGUUCAGACUGGCUGUCCUGAGGUGUGCACCGAGUGGGCUCAAGCAGCUGGCUGUGCAGCCCAAGCAUGAAGCUGUACUUCAUUUUUCACUUAUGAUAAUUUUAGAGGCCAGACGGAAACUCUCUCUCCUCCUUGCCACCCUCCCCAAUUAAUCUCCUUAUUAGCCUUAAUUCCCAACCCAGGCAGGCUGAUCUCUGCCGUUCCACUUGUGGAGUUGCUCUAAAUGCCACUAAAUGAACCAUUAAAAAUGCAAUUUAAUUUGAUUACACUGAGCAAACUGAAGGGAAUAGUCUGCAAGGGGGAACAAAGGGGGUUGUGAAUGCUCACUCCCCACACUGGCAGGCCCUUUGUUAAUCAGCUAUGCCCUCAUUAGGUUUGUCUGACCUUUGACCUUUGAUGAAUAGCUAGCCACCCCCAAACCCAAACCCCAGUUUUGUGACAAGAACUUCACCUGCCCACUUCACCUUUGCUGCCUUUGAGGGAUGUUGCUUCAUGGUGCUCUCAAGUGCAACUGGGGGCCCAUUGGCCAGAAGAGGUGGCCUGGGAUGUGUGACUACAGGAAGGGCCACCAAGGACUCUGGCCCCUGAACCAGAAACAAGCUUACUUGUUUCAUUCAUUAAUUCAUUCAUUUGCUGUAUCUUUAUAGUCAUAUAGCCUAAAUUCUCUGGGCUGCUCUCAAAAAAUGAUGGCUUUCAGCUGGGCCAUCCAGGGAUAAGCUGCUUGGACAGUCACGCUGUUCCUGCGGGGGUGUCUUUAGGGUUGGGCUCUGGGGCAGACGCCCAGGGCUGCGCUUCCACAGACAGACGUCCAUCUCACUGGGCGGAAGUGGCUCUCCGGGAUUUCAGGCAGGAUUCUCUCCCAGCCCCAACCUGGAGAUGCUGGGAACUAAACCUGGGAACUUCUAUUUAUUUCUUACCCUUAACCGCCCCACAGAGAUUGUUGCUUUAACAACCCCCUCCUCUGCCGCCUGGUUGUUUGCUUCUUACGAAUCCCACCAUCGCGACCUCCUUCCUUCUCUAUACCCCAACUCAAUUCCAAGUGUCAGAGCUGCCUUUUUAGGGUAUUGUAAGACAGCCUCCAAAGAAACAACUGUGGCGCUUAUUCAUUCUUUUAUUUGCCUGCAUCUGACCUGGAUUUUUUCUGGGUCAAAUGGUGUUAAGAACUGUCAGAACCUUCUGCAGUGCCCUUUCCAAGCUGUAACCUGGGUCAGCUGAGCCCAGAUGGCAGAGGGUUCUUCACCGGAAAGGGAGACCAUGGUGCCUGUGGACUGCCCAGGGGUGCCUCUGUGACCCCCAGCCCCAUGCACACCACCAGGGGGACAAAAGGACAAAAGUUUUUAUGAAAUUGUGUAUACUGUACAGAAAGUUUCCAAAACAAAACACACCCAGUUAAAAACAUAAGACCAGAUAAGACAGUGUAAGUUCUGAUAAGACACACAAAGACAAGGAAGUAGUAUUGUCAAAACUGUUCCUAAAACUGGAUAAACGGGCUCAGUUCCUGUAUAAUAUGAUUAUUGAGUCUGAGCUUGGGACUCUCAACUAUGUUAGUGGUUUAAGAAUGUGAAACCAAGGGACUUUUAAAGUUCUUCCUAAUCUUCUUAGCAGGGGACAUAAGGUUGUGAUCUAAAGCAGCAGCAACCCUUUCUCCAAUAUUUGAUCUCCCUUCUUUUCCCAAGCUGAACAGCAAAAUACUCCCCAACCGUUUAACUGCAUCGCCCACAUCUUUUUUAAAAAACAACAACACAUUAUUAAUAUUAUUAUUAUUGGAAUUCUCAAUACAAGGAAAGAAGACCUAGACGGCAAUAGGCCACCAAAAAUUAGCAAACAAGUACAGCUAAACAAUGUACAGCAUAUAUAGAGAAUGUAACAAAAUAAAUAUUAGAUAAAAGAAUAAGGAGCUUGCAUAUAUUUGUAAUUAUAUCUAUGCCAAACAAAUCAUUGCUAUGUCAGUACCAUCUCACAAUGUAUUGUUUGUGCGUAGAUCUUUUGAAACGUAAGUUUGUGUGGCAAGUUUGCUGCAAGUUUGAUCUUCUAAUUAUGUGAUUUCAUUUACAGUAUUUUUAGCUUGUCCAUCUGUUUCUUAAUUGUUAAUGUUUUACUUGAUGUCUGUUUCCUGCAUACAGUUAAUGUUAUGCUUUGCAUUUUGGAAAAUGGAUUAAAUAAGAUGGUUAAAGGGGAAAGGUGUGAUCUUAGCCCCUUUGGCACAGGCCUCUUAAGUGCAGAAGAGGCCGACUCUGGCUCUGAUCCUCUCUCCAGGGCUGUGGGCUGAGGGCAUGGCAAGGUCUGUUUCCUUUCUGGGUCAGGAAACCCUAUAAAGCACCGCAGAAAAGAUGCUCCUUAAAUCCAGGCAAGAGCAGCCUUUGGCAGAGAGAGGGCUGGUCCUGUGAUGUUUGCUUCAGGAAGUGGAAUAUGGUUUUAGGAUAUAGGAGGGCCCAGUCCUUAGCUAGAGGGAUUAGAGGAGGAAGCAGGCCCUUUGUGUUUUUAAUAAGUGACUGACUAGGAUGAAGUAGAAGAAAAUCUUGGCUCCAGCCUCUUGCAACGUUGAGGGGGAAAUAACUUCUUAAUCCCUGCUUUGUCACAUCACAAGUGAAGAUGCGAGGUUCACAGGCGCGGCGGGGGCUUUCAGUUCCAGGCCUGCCAGCCUAAUUCUCUUUGUUUCUGGGAAGUUUGGGUCCAACUUCUGAUCUGCACCUGACUAGUUGUUCAUGCUCACUUGAUUGCUUCACAUCUUUCUUGAACCAGGCAGGGCGAACACUUUUUACAGAGCAGUCCCUGUUUCUCCCACUCCAAUGUGAAUGGAAGCUAUUGCCCCCUCCAUGGGAAGGCAGCAUCCCCGCGGGACCGGGAAGCGAGGCCAGGCUGCCCCACUGCAGACCAAGGGGGGUCUGGAUUGCCCACCAGGCUACUCAACAUCAUCUUGUGUGAAGCCUCUUGCAGCAGAUUCCAGGAGAUCUGGAGAGAAGCGUCCUUGGUAGGCAGGUGACUCCCAGCUCCAUCUCGCUGCUCCAUCUCCGCCCCUCCCCCCAUGUACCAGAGAUACUUUUAUUAAAAAAUACAUGAGAAAUUAAUCACAAACACUGAUGUGAUAGGACAGAACUUAUAAACUCGGUGUUGUUCGAAAAUGCAUCAUUAUCCCAUGCUAUAAUAUCCCCAAAGCAAGGAGUCAGUAAUAGUAGUAGUAGUAAUAAUAAUAAUAAUAAUAAUAAUAAUAAUUUAUUAUUUAUACACCGCCCAUCUGGCUGGGCUUCCCCAGCCACUCUGGGCGGCUUCCAAAAAAAUAUUAAAAUACUGUAAAACAUCAAACAUUAAAAGCUUCCCUAAACAGGGCUACCUUCAGAUGUCUUCUAAAAGUCUGGUAGUUGUUGUUCUCUUUGACAUCUGGUGGGAGGGCGUUCCACAGGGAGGGCGCCACUACCGAGAAGGCCCUCUGCCUGGUUCCCUGUAACUUGGCUUCUCGCAGUGAGGGAACCGCCAGAAGGCCCUCAGAGCUGGACCUCAGUGUCCGGGUAGAACGAUGGGGGCGGAGACGCUCCUUCGGGUAUACUGGGCUGAGGCCGUUUAGGGCUUUAAAGGUCAGCACCAACACUCUGAAUUGUGCUCGGAAACGUACUGGGAGCCAAUGUAGGUCUUAUAUGGUCUCGGUGGCCGCUCCCAGUCACCAGUCUAGCUGCCGCAUUCUGGAUUAGUUGCAGUUUCCAGGUCACCUUCAAAGGGAGCCCCACGUAGAGUGCAUUGCAGUAGUCCAAGCGGGAGUCCAGAGCAUGCACCACUCUGGCGAGGCAGUCUGCAGGCAGAUAGGGUCUCAGCCUACGUACCAGUCUCAACCAGCAAAUAAAUACAUUCACCCCUUGGCUUCCAGUAGAGCUGUGUGGCACAGGAAGAGGCUCAGAGGGUCAUGGGGGAGAGAGAGAGAUCAUGCUGAAUGUUUAGGGCACAUCCGUGAGGGGUUGCAGGUGCAUUAUCCACAGGCUCAGAUGUCCAUUUCAGCAAUGUGGUAUGAAUUCACAUAUCUAGUACAAGCUGCAUAACACACCAGAGGGGUAAUUAAAAUACGUAAGGAGAAUCAUAAAUAUGCCACAAAAGAGAUGCCUUGAGCAAAUGUUCCAGUUUAUGUGAAAGAGGACUUUUUAAAACCCUUGUUGUUGUAAUUGGGUCUGGAGAGAAAUGACAGUAGGUAAAACGAUAAUGCAGUGUAAACAUUAGUGUACUCUUAACAAAAUACAGUGGUACCUCGGGUUAAGUACUUAAUUCAUUCUGGAGGUCCGUUCUUAACCUGAAACUGUUCUUAACCUGAAGCACCACUUCAGCUAAUGGGGCCUCCUGCUGCCGCCGCGUCACCGGAGCACAAUUUCUGUUCUCAUCCUGAAGCAAAGUUCUUAACCCGAGGUACUAUUUCUGGGUUAGCGGAGUCUGUAACCUGAAGCGUAUGUAACCCCCAGGUACCACUGUACAGUGGUGCCCCGCAAGACGAAUGCCUCGGAAGACGAAAAACUCGCAAGACGAAAGUGUUUUGCGGUUUUUGAGGUGCUUCGUAAGACGAAUUUCCCUAUGGGCUUGCUUCGCAAGAUGAAACGUCUUGCGAGUUUGUUUCCUUUUGAAGCAGGAACUGGGCUGGCAGGGAGCGAGCGAGGGAGCGACCUACCUUUUCCAGAGGGAUCCUCUUCUGGAGAGGGCACAGAGGAGGCAGGUGGGCUGGGAUCCAGCGGAUCUGGCUGGGUCUCUGCGCCUCUGCCUCUCUCUCUCUCUCCCCCUCCCCACGUGGCUGCUCCAUUUUGCCCUAACUGCGCGAAGGCAGGAGGAGGCGGGACAAAGGAGGAGGAGGCAUCCACUGCGCUUGGGCGGCCGCGAAGGCGCCUUUGCGGGGGUGGGAAGAAGCCGGGAGCAGUUGCUGAGACUGUGGGGAGCCCGGCGGCGUGGCGCAAGGUAACGGGGGGAGCAAGGGAGAGUCUGCGCCGGGCGCUUUGUGCGUCCGCCCUCGGUUCCUGGGCUCGAACUUCCGUUGGCACCUCGUGGAGAGAGAGGGAGAGGAGCGAGCUGGGGCUUUGAUGUGGGACGCGGUUUGGCGGAGCAAAGACGCGGCAAGGCUUGGCGACAGAGGAAGGAGGGCUGUUUUCGUGGGGAGGUGGGAGGGGGUGUCUUUGCCUCUUCCCGGCAACAGAUCCUCCAGGCUGGGGAAACUCCUCCUGCUGGGGAGCAACCCGCUUUGUGCUUUGCCCGCUAUCCCAUUAUAAUACAGUACCAGGGUGCAUCCGUGCUUCGCAAGACGAAAAAAUCCGCAAGACGAAGAAACUCGCAGAACGAAUUAAUUUCGUCUUGCGAGGCACCACUGUAUAACGGUAUCAUGCUCCUACUUUGGUGCUAAAGCAGAAGCACAAGAAAAUAAAAACUGUGUGUAAGACAACUUGUGCUGACAGUGCUCAUGCAGAAGGCCUGAGACCAGUGUGGGGUUGAGAAGAGAUGUUCAGUGAUGUGUGGAGAUUGGAGGGACAUUUGCAAUGCAGCCUAAGUGGCCUGGGCAGAUGCACGCCUUCCAGAGCACAAUAUACCAUAUUUUUCGCUCUAUAAGACGCACCAGACCACAAGACGCACCUAGUUUUUGGAGGAGGAGAACAGGAAAAAAAAUAUUCUGAAUCUCAGAAGCCAGAAGAGCAAGAGGGAUCGCUGCACAGUGAAAUCAGCAAUCCCUCUUGCUGUUCUGGCUUCUGGGAUAGCUACGCAGCCUGCAUUCGCUCCAUAAGACGCACACACAUUUCCCCUUACUUUUUAGGAGGGAAAAAGUGAGUUUUAUAGAGCAAAAAAUACGGUAUAUUCUUUCCCUCCAAUAUGUCAAGAUUUGCUACUUUACUGCUCCACUAACACUAAAAAACUUGGCUUAGAUGGCAGAUGUAAACAGGUUCUUCUUCACAGGUACUAGAACACACACCCUCUCUUCAGGUAAAAUUGUUAAAAACAUGAAAUUCAGUAUUUUCUGCCUGUCUGCUUGCCUUUCUUCCCGGCAGAUAAGACUGAAUAUUCCAGCAAGCUAUAGUCUCCACUGCCUCCUUUUCCGUUAUGGUGGAAGGCCAGAUUGCUUACACCAACACAAGAGUCUUUAUCAGUUGCCUGUAUCAGCCUGGGUUUCUGGCUCUUCUACCCAGCACCAUGGGCAAGUCUGUGCAGGACGUACAAAGCUUCCAAAAACAAAUACCAUGUGCCCACACAAUGCUCACUAACAGUAAGUCUGCACUGCAGCAUAUUUGGUACAUGGAAACAUUCAGGCACAAACCGUUGGUGCCAUGCUCAAACUUCCUUGUGUGUGCCGAUGCUCUGGAGAUGCAGCAGGCCAGAGGCACAGACAUCUGUACUGCUCUAGGCAACUCACUUUCACAGGGUUAUCAUUACAUGAGCAUGUGAUUUCUCUGUUUUCAGUUCAAAGUGCCUUGUGUGUGGAUUGGUUUUUUUGAAUGGAAUCAGUAGCUUUGAAAAUGAGCCUGAAGGUCUGCAGCACAGGCCAGAUAGCAAUGGUCACUGCAUCCACAGCUACAAGAGCAUGGCUGCAAGGGAGCCAGUACUUUCUCCCAUCGUCUCUUUGUUCCACAGAAGAGCUCUUGCAAGGCCUUCCUCCUAAGGUCACUUCUCACGCAGCACACAAACACCAGCAUCACACCCUUGGGUUCCCAGUGAUGUCACCCCAGCUGCCAAUGAUAGGGUUAUAGCACUCAAUGCUGCUCAGAAACAGGUUCCCAUCGUACCCUGCUAUGGCAUAAAGCUGACCCUCGGGACUGUUGCUCCCACAUCACAGCGGGGGGUUGUCAUGCUGGUCACAGUUGUCCACCAGUCUAUGCAAAUGUUAUACGCCUCCACAGAGGAGAGAUGUGCUGUUCCAUCAAACCCUCCAACCACAUAGACAUGAUCAUUCAGCAAGGCUAUUCCAGCUCUUGAGUGUUUUGUGGCCAUUGGAGUGACAUUUGUCCAGUCUGCUCCAUCUGAAUCAGAAGAGGUGCUUGAGAUGUUAGCCCAGGGCUUGGAGGCACUGAUGGGCUGGAUGCAGGCUGGUAAACUGAGGCUGGUGUUUACACAGAGCUGACUGGUCUCAGCCAGAAGCUGGGCAUUUUGUGCUUCCAGUCCCCUUCCAGCAAGGAUCCAGCAGGCACCCUUGCUUUUCACUUCCAAGAGUCUCACCAAGACCUUUCUGUUCCAAGCCUUGGCAGCUGUUCAGUUUUUACUUAAUGAUUAUCUGUAUUUUGAUAUUUUUAAAUAUUUUUUUAAAAUUGUGUUUUAUGUUUUAACACCACCCCAAUAUUUUAUGAUACGGCUGUAUAGAAAUGCUUUUAUGAAUAACUGAGGGCUGUUGGAGUUCAAACAUAUUAAAUUGGGGUGUUUGGAAGGAAGUAAGCACCAUCUGAGGUGCGGCGGGUAGUGACCAGGGAAGGGGCCUUCCCUGUAUUGGCCCCCUGCUUGCGCCUCCCUAGCGAGGCUCACAGGGCGCCAAUUUUGUAAUGUUUCCAGUGCCAGACAAACACCUUUUUGCUGUCCUGGGCUUCUUAAAGUUUGAGUUUCAUUGUAAACUGCUAUUUCAGUUGCUGGUCUUACGGACUGUUUUUUGUGUUAGUUAUCAUUGAUGUUCUUGUUGCUUUACUUUAAAAAAAAACCGCCUGGAAACCGUCUGGUUGGAAGACAGUAUAUAAAUGUUUUAAAUAAAUAGGCAAGUGGGUCUUCGUCUCUCUCCUUUUCCAGUUUGCCUGAAACCAUUCUCUUCUGUGUCUUUUCCAGAGAGGUCACCUCACCGGCCUAUCUUACAAGCUGGGCUCCCGGCUAACAAGACCGUCUCCCUGGGUAGCAACGUUGAAUUUGUUUGCAAAGUCUACAGUGACCCUCAGCCCCACAUCCAGUGGUUGAAGCACAUUGAGGUCAAUGGGAGCAAGAUUGGGCCAAAUAACUUGCCUUAUGUGCAGGUCUUGAAGGUAAAAGAAAACCCCACUAUCUCAAGUGAUGGGUGACAUUUUUGUUAACAUGGGGCUUGUUUCCACUGCCUUGGGAGGGAGACAUGUAAGGUGGCUACAAGCAAGGGACAAGACCAUUCUAAAUUGAUGCUGCAGGAUAAUCUAUUUCCAAUUGGUUGAUCAGCCAGACUAAGUCAAGCCAGCUCAGUCUGGGUCCAAGUUCCCCAUUGUGAGAUUUCUACAGCAAAGCAUGCAAAAGAAAAAUAGCUGUGGGAGGGUACUGAAUUUGGCCAUUCCCAACCAAAGGAGUACGGCUGGGAUGCCAUAGCACAGCACAGCACCAGCUGACCUCAUUCAGACACAACGCCUAAGCAUGCUUUAGCCCCAAGUGAAGAGGCCUAGCCUCCCUCCUGCAGUUCCCUCUUCCCCAACCAUGCGGCCAGGAAGAUUAACUUGAAAGCUUCUGCUUGUAGUUAACUCCAGGUUGUUGUUUCGCCUGAACCAGGAUUUAUGGUUUAGCUCUCACUGUGGUUUUAAAACAAUGCAACUUCAAAUUUUGAGUUAUGAAGCUAUAAUAGAGUUAAAACACUAUCCCUGCUUCAGAUGGAACAAGAAGCUGGCAUUAACUAAAAGUGGGAGCAAAAGUCCUUCCUGAAGUUUUACAAUCCCCCAUAGGGAGGAGGAUGUGAGUCUUAUGUGGCGCUGUUUACUGUUACAUGAAGUUACCAUAAGGCUGGGGAAGAACUGGUGGCACACCAGUAACUUCUCCAAAUAUAAACAGAGCAGAUAUGGUUCUGCUGGUGCUGUGGAGGAUGGGUUCAGAAUUUAAUUCAUAGCCUUCAGCGAGUUUGUUUUUUUAAAUUGCAUACCGCCCUACACCCCCAGGUCUCAGGGCAGUUCACAGGAUAAAAUCACAAUAUAAAAUCACAAAAUACAUAAUCAAAAUAAAAACAAGGACAACCCAAUAACACAUUUUAAAAGGGCACUGAAUGUCAGUCAGCCAAAGGGCUGGUUAAAGAGGAGUGUUUUUGCCUGGCACCUGAAGGUGUACAAUGAAGGCACCAGGCGAACUUCCCUGGGGAGAGCAUCCCACAAUAUGUUGCCACAACUCAUCUUUGCCUCAUGUGCUUGCUCUGCUAUUUAUAGCUGUGCAAAAGCUCAGAUCCCAUGCCUUGGGCUUCUGACAGUGAGCAGAAUCUAACCUGGUUGUGAUGCUAAAACCUGAUCAUCAAGAGACAUCUGUGCCUUUUAAACACUUUACAGUAGGUUUAUUGAAGGAAUGCUAAGCACCUUAAAGAGGAGAAUUGGGUAGAAAAAUGGGGGUUAGUGCAUUGCUUUUGAAACCAAUUUAUCCCAGCAAACAGGACCAAAAUGUGAGUGUUAAGACAGAGAUUUUUAUGCAUGAAUAAAACCUCAUUUAAGCUACUUUGAAUGCCACCAAAAUGAUAUUAUAAAAUAGUUUAAAGUACUUUUAAUUACAAGCUAGCGGUUAGUAUGCCCAACAAAAGAGUAUUGUGGCUUUCAUGUUUGUUUACUUUUUAUGAUGUAUCUAAAGCAUGUCUUAUUCUAUGACAUAAAUGGUAUACUGGUUUUUUAUAUAUGCUAAAAAUUAAUAAGUAAAAAGGCUUGGUUUGGAGGGUUUUUUGAACUGUAAAGCAGUUAGCAAGUUCUCCAGGUUCUAGCAUCUGAUGAACUUGGCCCUGCCAUACAGCUAUUAAGUACUGCUGCUCCUUUAGAUGUGAGAGGGGUGCAGUUUGUGCCCCCAGGAGAUAUCCUUGCAGCGAGAGGGGGCAGAAUGGGCAGAGAGCUUGAGUUCCCCCCACCUCCCCCCACAGGGAGAUGCCCACUUGAUUGUUGCUGUUGAUCAUGGAGCGACGUGCCCUUCCGUUGGCCAUUGAGUGACUCCUGUGUUGUUGGUCUUGUUCUAGAGCUCGGGAAUUAAUAGCUCCGAUGCGGAGGUGCUGACCCUGUAUAAUGUGACAGAGGCUGAGAGUGGGGAGUAUGUUUGUAAGGUUUCCAAUUAUAUUGGUGAGGCUAACCAGUCUGCGUGGCUGACCGUCACCAGACCCAUGGCUGAAGGUAAACGGGGAGAACGCCACUUUGGGGCUCUUGCUUGGAUGGCCAGUCCUUCGUGGUGGGAAAACCAAACUCUUGUGGCUCUCCUGUUUCUUCUCUGUUUCUGGUGCAGUAAGCCAUGGAAAAAUCCUCAGAAGGGGCUGGUCAGUUUAGUUUCAUGCCCUUCCCCGUUCCUGAUUUUAACAGAUCAUUCCCUUCUUUGAGCUUUCUUAACUUUCUAUCUAUAUUAAUUCAGCCAAUAUAAGGAAACAUCCCCCAGAUUCUUUUGCUGAAACAUCAAGCUGAACUUAAUUGCAUUGGCUUCUCUGUAUUUUUCUUACAAAGGCUGCCAGAGAAAUUGCUCUGAUUGCCUGAUAGGUAACCAGCUAAUUACAUUGAUUUUAGUAUUGUAAAAAUCUAAAUAUAGGUGUGCUUUUGAGACAGCAAAAUCAAAGCCACAUAAAAUGCAUGUCCAUACCAUUUAAUUGUGCAGUCCUGCCAAUUUUAAACUGGCUGUCACCAAUUAAUUGACCUACCAAUUAAAGUCUGGAAACCUGAGUUUUUUGCAUAUCUGAUUUUGGGUUCUUGGAGUACCCUUGCUCUCCCUGGCAAAAUAAAAAAGGUAAUUUCUUUUUCAUGACUGUGUACAGGAGCAUGGCCUCUCCCCCUAGUGCUCUGUCACUUCUUGACCCAGACCUUGCUCCCUUUCCUUUUCUUGUCUUCCCAUCUCCCUUCCACCAUUAUUCCUCUUCCCAUCCCAUGAAACUAAGCUGGUUCUUCCCCCCACCUAAGGUUAGUUUUUCCAUGUGACCCAUCGCCAGCAUGUCAGAUGGGCAGGGAAAUUCAGUUUGGUGAAGGGUUGUUGUUUUAACAUUGCCUCUUUAGGUCAGCCUGGAUCGGAGGUUGUCCUAAGGCUCUCUGUUGCAAUACGUCUGCAGUGGUGUCUGUGUUCCUUAGGAGGUCUUGGGGGGCAUGUUACCCCUUCCCUCUUCCUCCUCCUGCACCUUGGUUCCUAAAGGGGUCUUAUGUUUGCUCGUCCUAUUUUCCUUUUUUUUUCUUUCUCUCUCCCCCUUUGCUUCCAUUUUUUCCCCUUUCUAGACGGCUGGUGUUAACACAACAGACAAAGAAAUGGAAGUCCUUCACUUAAGGAAUGUCUCCUUUGAGGAUGCUGGGCAAUAUACAUGUUUGGCGGGUAAUUCUAUUGGGAUCUCCCACCACUCUGCAUGGUUGACGGUUCUGGAAGGUAUAUACUGGUUCUGUUCCUUUCUCUGCCUCCUUGCUGUCCUCUUCUAUGCAUGGAGAUGAGCACGCUGUGGUCCGCAAGAGCCACCCCCAAGAUGGCAGAGUCGUCCCACAAAUUGGUUCCUUCCUAGAGGAAGGGUUGCUUAGCAACAAUUGAGAUAUCCCUGGUGUGACAGUCAGUGAGCCAUCUGCCCUGUUGUGGUCCCAUUUUCCUUCUCUGCGGAAUUGGGAUGGUCCAUCUCCACAUCUGGUGGCUCUUGCUGACCAAGGCAUGGUGAAUUUCCAGUUUGGGCUUAACCAGAAGUGAGGUCCAGGUGUUCUGACAGAGCUGGUUCCAUUCUCUUGGGCAAGGAGUGCUAAAACAGAACCCCACCUGUGCCCAGUGGACCUAUGUGGAUGCAUUGGGGGAGAUCAUAGACCACCCACAUACUGCAGUUAGGGGUAGCAGAGCUAGGUGUUUUGGGAUUCCAGGUUUUCAGUGUCGGAUACAGGUCUCCAUAUAUACAGCCUCCUCUUUGGACCUCACUCCCAGCCCAGAUUUUCAAUUUUAAAGUGGGGUCAAAAGGCAGCUAUUGGACUGCAGUCAGUAUAACUGGGUACUUGUGGAUCCACCGGAGUAGGCUUAUUUGAUGGUGCUGAAAAUUGGGGGUGCAGCUCCUCUCACACACGUUUUCACGGAGCUUCUACUUACUCAUUCCUGGGACUUGAGUGUGGUCUGGCAAUUGAUUUGUCUAUGUUUUGGAAAUGUUCAAAACUUUACAGUUGACACAGGAGUCUCACUAUGAUGAUGUUCCAGUUGUAGAACCGAAGGCUUGUGCAACAAGCUAUCUUAGGGUAGCUUCCCCUUAUAUCCAUACAUUUAUGCAAAGAAAACCGAUGUAGCUCACGCAGGCAGACACCCCCACACUGAUAGGUGGCUAUUUUUCCUCCUGGUGACAGGAAGUCUGUAGAGGGGCCUUCAAACCCAUAUUGCUUGUGGGUUACUGCAAAAAGGGGGAUAAAAUAAAUCAUGCACAAGCCUUGGAGAGCUUGGGUGAAGAUGGCCCUUUUCUUAGCUGGAUUCAUCUCUCUGUGAGGUGGCUGUGAUAAAAUGAGCACACUCUGGAUUCCAGUCCCCCAAGAACUGAGACUAGGAAAUGGGCUCCCCAAUAUCUGCUUGCUUUCCCAUAAGAUCCCGAAUAUGGCUUUGUUUUCUUGGUGGCCUUGCCUUGAAAGGGAAUGGAAUCUGGCCUUUGCUUAAUUUGAAGUCUCUGCUAUUCUUCCUGCAUUCUCUUUUGGAUUCUACUUUGCAUAAACUGCUGUUUUGUGGGCUCCUGUUCCACCCUGCCUGGUUGAUGCAGGGCUCAUUUUUCAGCCAUCAAAAGCUGGCUGGCAAGAACUGGUAAUGUUCAACUUCAGAAAGUUUUUGAGGUCAUGUGCUAUUUGUACACCUACAAGGAAAAAAACUUUCUGUGUUAUCAGUCUUUUGUUUUCCUUGUCAAGCCUGUUUCCACUCAGAGCCCUGUGAUCUGAACAGGGCAAGAUGGCAGCCGUUUCCUUCCAACAACAUGCUCUAUCCAUCUUCUCUCUGUUGCUUAUUGUUUUUUCUAAGAGUGGGAGGACUAAAGUGAGGGAGGGAACAUCCUUUUUUCAUCUCUUUCUCUUCAAAUUGCAGCUCCAAUGCCCUCUCCAAAACAAGUUCAGAAAAAUGUUUCUGGCCUUGACACAGGCUUUGCACUUUCUCACUAAGAGUUCUCUCUUUGCAAACAAGCAUUAAGCUGAUGCUGAUACAACUAGGAAGAGCCCAGGUGAAAGUGCUUUGUACUUGACAGGCCUGCUGAGAACGUUUCUGGGCAAAACCUGCAAGAGAUGGUUCAACAGAGCAAACAACAGAAUCCGACACAUUUGACUCAUCUCCUGCAAGCAUUACUCAUGUAGUUCUGAAAGGUUUGGCAGGCAGCUGUGAUGUGGUCCUCAACACUCCUUGGCUUUUACAAAGAAAUAGGUUGGGAAAUCACAGAGUUCAACAACACACACACACAAGCACUCAUUUUGCACAUGUUCUGUUUUGACUCCCACUUGCCACUCCAUGAAAUUUCUUAUUUGGAGCACACCUGUAGCCCCAGAAUUCUCUGGCCUCCGUUAACAUGCAAGCCAGCCUUUGCCACCCAGGUAUCCUCCAGAAACUUUGGGCUUCUGUUCCCACCAGUCGUGUUGCUUGAGGCAGAUGGAAACUAUCCUCCAAAACAUCUGGAGGGGACCCAGUUGGCAAAGGCUAGAAGAAGUAGAUACACCCAUGAGAGCCCCUUCUUUGCUGCUUCCAGUUUCCUCAGCCUUUCUCUUGAGGAGGAGUAUAAAGACCAUUUUUAUUCUCCCAAUUAUAUUCACCCAAUUGGAUGAGGUUGGGGAAUCUUUUUCAGCCCAAGGGUCACAUUCUUUCUGGGCCACAUUCUAGUGUGGAGGCAGAGUUGAAGACAAAAAUAAGCAGAACAGUGAAUUUAGCAUUUACAUUUGUAAAUGUAAAAGGCCUUGCCGAUGGUGUCCAAUGGAAGGCAGAGCAAGAUGUUUGGCACCAGCUUGGCUGCAGGAAUUGCCAGAAAGUGGCGUACAAGGCGCCAUCCAACCGUCUUAGGGACUCCACUCUGAAUUUGUGUACGGUUUACUCCUGAGCCUUUUCUUCUCCUGAAGAUAUUCUGCAAGGCGCUGGAGGCUUAGGAUAUCAGAGUGUUCCUUCUUCCCAGGUUGAUAAGCCAUCUGCCCCUCACUUCCCUUUAUAGCAUGGGCAGAAACCGCCUUCUUGACUGUUGGACCCACUCUUGGUAUCAUCUGCUCAAUCUGCCAGUGCCUGUCUUUGCAUGCAGGGGAAGACCCUGACUCCCCGAGGGUUUGAGACCCAUUGAGCAUCCUCACUUGGUCUGACCAGUCAGUUGCAGCUGUUCUCGGAUUGUGGCCGCUGUUGCAUGCUGACAGCUUCUAGGAGCCGCAGGUGAGAGCUGAGUGAGAGCAGGGUGGGGAUCAAUGGUAAGACAAACUACCCCAGAAGGAGCAUGGCAUGUCUCUCACUGGAGGUACUACCCCUCCCCUAACACCCCAUACACCCACUGAAAUGAAUGAACCUAAGUAAUUUCCAUUAAGUUCAGUGGGUCUACACUUAUUAGGACUAGCUACUCAGCUCUGCAGCUGGAAAAGAUAACCCAAAGCAGCUUACAGUGCUCAGUAAUAAGUCCGUCCAUUCUCCCAGACUUGCAGUCUAAAAGACACAAAACAAAAGGAAAAAUGGAUUGACGAAGACGAGGCAAAAAGCAAGCUCAGGCACUGAUUAUUAGAUGCAGGGUUCUUUUGCUGUUUUUUCUGGGAGGGAAUGACAGGGCAAACUCCCUGCAGCUGCUUCCUCUCUGGCUGACACAUGUUGGCUGCUUGGUCUCAGGUGCCCUUAAAAAGGAUAAUCUUUAAUACAUAAGGAGAUUUUGUUCAUAGAGCACCUUCAUCAUGUUUAGUUCUAAACAAUGAAGUCAAUGCUUGUCUGCAGGAAGUGCUAGGAAUCUACUAGGGAUGCUGAAUUCCAUGUGGUCCAUGCUGGAUUCUGUCCCAUAAGAGACUGGGAUCCUAGAGAAGCGAACUCAUGAGGGUGCUUUGGUUUGGGAUCCCCCUUUUGCCUAGAGUUUGUCUAUUUUUAGAAGCCAGGGUGGGGGCUGCAGAAGUGGCUGCUUGCAAAAAGGCACUGGCAUGCCCUUCUUCCUGCUUCAGCUCGCACAUCCAUUUCUCUUCUGCAUUAUUUGGGGGGCACAUCUGGCUGCCACAAGAAGUGAGGGCAGACAACACCUGGCACCUUUAGAAGUUAAGUAAAGCUGCUUUUUCUCUCCACUUUUCUCUAUCUCCUUGACCCCCGUAGUGGUGGUUUUUUAUGGUGGUGUUUUUAGUUGCUGCUGAAUGAGUGCCUAGUGUGCUGAUUCUUUCUUUGCACCAAUCCAGCUAUUGAAGACAAGCCAGCUAUGAUGGCCUCCUCUCUGUACCUGGAGAUCAUCAUUUACUGCACAGGGGGCUUCCUCAUCUCCUGCAUGAUUGUGACCGUCAUCAUAUACAAGAUGAAGAGCACCACAAAGAAGUCGGAUUUCAACAGCCAGCUGGCUGUGCAUAAGCUGGCCAAGAGCAUCCCCUUGCGCAGACAGGUAACAGAAAGUAGAUGGGGGGUUUGAUUAUCUCCUACCCCCCUUCCCACAAGAGCCUUGCCUCCAUUCUGAGCAAAGCUCGCUAGGUCUAAUUCAGGGGUUAACAACCUGUGGCCCUCCAGGUGUGGCUUGAUUCCAACUCACAUCAGCACCAGCAAACAUGGCCAUUGGUCUGGUAGCCCAGCAACAUCUGGAAAGCACCAGGUUGGCUACUCCUGAUGUAGAUGAACUCCCUAGGGCAGUGUUGGGGAACACGACUACAACCCCCAUCAACCCAGACCCGUUGGCCAUGCUGCUUGGGAGUCUAAUGAGAAUUGGAGUCCAGUCACAUCAGAAGGGGGCUGUAGAGUCCCUGCCAUUGUCCUCAGGGGAAACAGAGAAGCAGGUGAUGCCUGUGACACAACUGCUUGCCUAGUAUGGUCAGCAUAGAUCAGAGCUGGGCAUGCUGUGGCUUAAGGUACUCCAGAUGAGGUCAAGGGAGGCCUGCAGAACUUGUGACCCACCAAGAGGAAUUCUCUGUCGCUACAGCCCACCAGGACCCAGAUUUAAAUCUCUGUUUUGCUGCCCAUUAGAAACUGCAACAUUAAAAUGGUUGUCAAGCAGUAGACUGGUAGGCUGUGUUAAGUUUGGCGGGUUACAAAUGUGCAAGGUAAUAGCAGAGAGUUCUGCUAUCUGUUCUGGCUCCUAGGAGGCUCAACUGCAGUUCCUGGGGGCCAGAAAGACAAGAACAAUGUGCAAAUGACAUACCCUGGCCUCUUUCCAAGUCCUUCUCCCAGCCACAAUGUGGGAGCAAGGUAGCUCAUCAGCAGAACCAAGGAGUGGAGGAGGAGGCAAUGGCUGCUGGAAAGAGAGGCGUGGGGAAACCCAUUAUCCCUUGAGGCACCCAGAACUACCUGUGUGCUGGCCCCUUUCUGCAGCAGAACCUGCUGUGGUCUGAAUUACGCAGGUUGAUCCAUGAGAUGUGGUAUGUAGGCUACCCUGCAUCUAAACAGCGUUAGAGUAUCUGGUCUUCUGGUGACUUCCUCAUUCUUCGUUUGCCAUGUGUCUGGGCCAGAAGGCCCAACCGUGCUGGUUGUGAGAAAGAGAGGUCACAAGUGAGGCAAGUGCAGUAGCAACCAAGAUCUGCUUCUUUGAGGCAGGAGCAGAGAAAAGAGGACAUAGUCAUAAUUGUUACUAUAGUAAUUUACAUCACACUUUUAAUAAACUGCAUGCAGCUGUUGCAAUCCUGACCUCAUCAUGUAACAAAAGUAAAAACAAACCUAGGUUCUGUGCCAUGGAAAACGGAAUCCUGUAGCCAGUAUAAUGUAAUGCAAAUUACAUUAGAUUUGCAUAUACCCCUCCCCCAGCCAUUGAAACCAUAAUGCCUAGCAGCUUGUUUUGAAAAGUUAGCUCAAAAUUUUCUGGAUGCUGAAUACAAAAUUCAGCAUUUCCACAGUGCAGAUUACAAAAUGCAGGGGAGCCCUGAUGACUGGGCUCUCUGAAUUUUGACAUGGCCAUAGGAGGAUGGCAGGGACUGGGUAGGGCUGUGAGGUAAUAUUCCCACACUAUUCUGCUUUGGUCAGACUCCACCUGGAGUCCUGUGUCCAGUUCUAGGCACCACAGUUUAUGGAGGAUAUUGACAAGCUGGAAGGUGUGCAGAGGAGGACAACCAAGAGGCUCAGGGGUCUGGAAACCAAGCCUGAUGAGGAAUAGUUGAGGGAGCUGAUUAUGUUUAGCUGGCAAAAGAGGACACUGAGAGGUGACAGGAUAGCCAUCUUCAAAUCUCUAAAGGGCUGUCACAUGGAACCAAGAAGUUACAAGAAAGGAGAUUCCAACUAAACACUCUGACAGUAAGAGCAGUUUGACAGUGGAACAGACUCCCUCAGGAGGUUGUGGACUCUCCUUCCUUGGAGGUUUUUAAGCAGAGGUUGGAUGGCUUUCAGUCAUAUAUAUUCAGAUUCCAGCAUUGCAGGUGGUUGGACUAGGUGACCCUUGGAGUCCCUUCCAACUCUAUAUUCUAUAAUUUUGUGGUACUUUUGCAAGCCCUGAGUGAGCAAAGUUUGUUUACAGCAGCAAGGACCCAGGUCCCAGGACAGAUAAAUAUAGUCUCCUUGGAGGUGAGCAACUCUUCUCCCUACCAGAGCUGAAGUCAUGGGGUCUUUUUGCCGAAGGUAACUUCCACUCUUCCCACUGCAGGUAUCAGCUGAUUCAAGUUCUUCCAUGAACUCUGGUGUGAUGCUUGUGCGCCCCUCACGGCUUUCCUCCAGUGGGAUCCCAAUGCUGGCAGGUGUCUCUGAAUACGAGCUGCCAGAAGACCCCCGUUGGGAGCUUCCCAGAGACAGGUAACAAACUCUACUCUUCCUCAGCCAAGCAGGGAUGUCUGACACCUUUUCUACUCUGUGUCCUCAGAUACUGGUGGGGAAGAAGUUAUUGUGUUUGUUGGCUUGGGGUCUGUUCUCUUUUUUCAUUGGGGGGUCCGUUCUCUUUUUUCAGUUGGAAAAGGCCAGUGCUCAUGACUUGGUGUUUUGGUCCUCUGGGGAGAGGUGAGCAGGAAACCCAUUUCCCCUGCACAAAGGAGAUUUCUGCAACUUUCCAGAAAUUUCAGAAGCAGAGAGAGAAAAGCUCUAGUAAUGUUGUAUUUCAAAACAAAGCAGAGAAUUGCAGAUACUAUGAAAGUGGUAGCAUCUCUCACCAUUGUUGGAGACAGAAUAUUAUUCCACAGAAAGUGUAGCAGAUUCCCAUUUAUCUAUUGAUAACAAAGUACUUUGGAACCAGGAUGAGGGAGGGCUUCUCACCCACAAUUCCAAGCAGGGGUGGGAAACCUCCCUGGCCCUCAAGUCUCUCCAGGCCAUGCUACUUCAGCCACAACCUGCCUCCCCAGACCCUCCCCAGCCCUACUUCAUACCCCCAUUGGUGCUUUUUCCUGGCUCCAAUGUGCCUUUGAACUCUGACCAUGCCUCUUGGUUCCUGGCUGGAGGAUAGAGAGGGUUGUGCGAGUGUGUGUUGAAACUAGCCUGCUCUACAGAGGUAACAUGCACAUUUCUUGCUUUGCCCACUUGUCCUCUGAUCCUGAGAAAAUUGCCCAGAUGAGAAGGUGGUCCUCAGUCUGAAAAAGGUUUCCCAUCCCUGAUUUAAAGGGACAGGAGGCCAAAUAAUGUAUCUCUUAAAGUCUCAUCUGGUUUGGCCCUUCUUUUGAUGUGAUAUACAGUGGUACCUCGGGUUACAGACGCUUCAGGUUACAGACUCCGCUAACCCAGAAAUAGUACCUCGGGUUAAGAACUUUGCUUUAGGAUGAGAACAGAAAUCGGGCUCCGGCGGCAGCAGGAGGCCCCAUUAGCUAAAGUGGUGCUUCAGGUUAAGAACAGUUUCAGGUUAAGAACGGACCUCCAGAACGAAUUAAGUACUUAACCCGAGGUACCACUGUAGGGCAACUAGCAAGAUCAUGUGCUGCUAAUGUAAUUCGGAAUCACUUUACAACUGGUUCGAAUGAGCAGGUGUGUCUCACCAGGGAUAUGAUUAACCUCCUGUUUUGGCUGCUGCCUGCCUAGAACUGUAAAAACAAACAGGCUGACUUUAGUAUGUAAAACAAAAACAAAAAACUCUACACACAGAAAAACAGUAUAUCAGAGAAAACACUAGGCUGAAACCUUCCCCCUGGCAUGAUAGUUUUGGGUGUGCAUGGUAGGUUGUUUUUAGAAGGGAGCAUUCAGGCAUGUAUCCCUUCCCUGUAGCCUAAAGUUGUAAAGUCCUGCAAAAGUUUUACCAGUUAACUGCUGAUUUGUAUUAACAAGCUCUUACAAACAAUUGCUUAACUUGUGCUUAAGGAAGGUAGAAUUACUAAGUUAUUCUUUCCCCAUUUUAAGUGGAGUCAGUACCUGAACUGUUCAAUUCUGAACUUUCAUUGUAGUCCAGGGAUGGGGAACAUGUGACCUGACAGACAUUGGACUCCCAAGUCCAUCAACUCCAGCCAGCAUGGCCAGCGGUCAGGGAUAACGAGGCCACAAGUCCCCCAUCCCAUCUUACAACCACGGGUUUUCCAGAAAACUGGAAAACUGCAAUAUCUUGCCACUCUUCAACAUUUUCAUUAUCAGAAUGCAAAAAUACCACUUACAGCUGCGUCUGAAGGGUAAAAUUCCAUCCCAACCACAAAUUAUUACAGUGGUACCUCGAUUUACAAACGCCUCAGGUUAGGGUUAUCAUGUGCUGGCGGCACAGUGGCAGCAAGAGGCCCCAUUAGUGAAAGUACACCUCUAGUUAAGAACAGUUUCAGGUUAAGAACGGACCUCUGGAGUGAAUUAAGUUCGUAACCAGAGGUGCCACUGUAGGUCCAGAUUGUCAAAGCCAGGACCAUCUACAAGAAGAAAGAAAUUUCUGUUGGGUGUUGAGCCAAGGCAAGUGAGGACUUGGAGCUGUGCAUUUGAGCUGAAGAGGGCAGCCUCCCUGCCAUCACCUCCUUUCUCUUGCUCUCCUCUAGGCUGAUUCUGGGCAAACCUUUGGGGGAAGGCUGCUUUGGGCAGGUGGUGCUUGCUGAGGCCAUCGGGCUGGACAAAGACAAGCCAAACCGAGUGACCAAAGUGGCAGUGAAGAUGCUAAAAUGUAAGUAGUGGCUUUCCUGCAGCUUCUCUUCAGGCAGCUCCAUGUUUCCUUCCAAAAGACCUGCAUGUGUCCUUUGUUCCAAGGGCCUCUUGAAGAACAACAGCUGACUUUCUGCCAUUGAGGGGCUUAAGUCUGCGUUUUUAACUUUUGGAAAUAUUUUCAUCUGUUCACAUUUGUUAUGUUCAUCCGUUGAUGAUUGCAAUAUCAGGUGACUGGCAUGUCCCAAAAUGGGUUUCAUAGCUUGUACCAAAAAGGGCAGUGAAUGAUCCCAUCCCUUCCUUAAGAGCAGGGAUGGGGGGAAACUUAGACCCAGGGGCCAAAUGGAGUCCUCCAGGGCACACCUCUCAACUGCCCCACUUUGCUGCCUCCUCCUCAAGUGCUUUUGUUUGCCUGGAAUGUGUCCAGACAAACCACAAGGAGCAAACUCAUGACUUGUCUGGAACAAGGCAGACUAUAAGCCUAGGUCCAGACCACAUGCUAAGCCAAACCAUACCUUAGCUCACUGCAGGGUCUGAGGAGGAGCAAAGUAGUUUUGAUUUCCUCCCUGAGCACCUGCCUGCUUCUGCCAAGCCAUGGUUUUGCUUUGUGUUACAUAUGAACAGGAUAAUGGCAAGACUCUCUAGUUCAGUUGAAAGAAAAUGCAUUCACAUAGGCAAUCCUGUGUCCAAAUAGGUAUCCAAACAAGACUGAUGAUUAAGUUCUACACCUAUAUUAAUUAAACAGUUAAAUCAAGAUGGAUAGAAUAUUUUUGCCGUUGAGGCCAGCUUAAUGAUGUUUAUUUGUUCCCUUCGGAAUAAGUAAAUAAAAAGUUUUUUUUAAAUGAGAGAGAGAAAAGAAAGAAAAUCCAUAAAAACAUUUCUGUAUGUAGCAAUAUCACCAACUAAGACAUCAUGGCUCUGCUUGCCACCACUCCAGGUUUUUUAAAAAUAUAUUUCUUUAUAUGUGCCUGCUGGCCAAGAGGUUUAUGUAUCUAUCCAAAUUAUGAUAUCAUAGAAGAGAAAUGUGUUCUGAAGCUUCCACAAGCCAUGUUUCCAUUCCUCUAAACUCUCUGGUUGGCAGCUACAUUUUAGAAUUACUCAAUUGGUGUUCCAUUUAUAUCCUGCUCUGGUGUGGGGCUCCCAGUGUGCUCCCCUCCAAGGGAGCAGCUGCCCAAGUCCACAGCUGCUUCGCUUCAGGGGUGCUCUCGCCUGAGAUGCUCCCCACUUGGCCUAUGGAUCCCGCGCUUGCUUUUCCUUCAGGGCCACGCAUCUUGAGAAAGGCAUGGAGAGGGACAGUAGAAUCAUACAGUUGGGAGGGACUUCAGAGCUGGUCUUAUGUUCAGACCCCCUAUCAGUAUUGAAAACCCUCUACUGCAGCAUCCCUGAUAGCCUCCAUCCGACCUCUACUUAAAAACUGCUGAGAUCUUCCAAGGCAGCCUGCUCCAAAUAGCUCAUACCAUUCUUCCUAAGGUUUUGUAUAAAUCCUGUUUUCCUGUCAUUUGAACUCAUUGGUUCAUGUCCUACCCAUUAGAGUGACUGAAAACAAAUUUUCUCCCCAUCUUCUUUCCCCCUUCAAAUAUCUGAGGAUGGAUAUCAAAUCACCUUCACCAUCUCUUAUCUCUAAGCUAAACAUACCCAAACCCUUCCGCUUUGCUUUCCUGGCCAUGUUCCAGUUUGCUGACACCUUUAUCACAUGGCCCCUUUUCUCUCCUUUGUCUCUAUCAAAGGGCCAGGCACUACUUUUGGGGGGGGGGCGGUGCCCAUGAGCCUUAGCUGCUGAUUCCUUUUUGAGCCACUCUUAAUCUCGACCUGCCAGCACCAAUGUCUUUUUCUUCCUCAGCCGACGCCACGGAAAAAGAUCUGUCGGACUUGAUCUCUGAGAUGGAGAUGAUGAAGAUUAUUGGCAAGCACAAGAACAUCAUCAAUCUCCUGGGAGCUUGUACUCAGGAUGGUGAGGGCUGAGCACUUCUUUUGAGGGAAGCAGUUGUGGUUCUGUGGAAGAGCAGAGAACAGCAGAAUGUCCCCAGUUAAAAAUAGCUGAAAGUGUUUCUGUUUAAGGACAAGCCUAUCCAUUAGUUAAAUGUACAGUAUUUUAAUAUAUUUUUUGGAAGCUGCCCAGAGUGGCUGGGGAAGCCCAGCCAGAUGGGCGGGGUAUAAAUAAUAAAUUAUUAUUAUUAUUAUUAUUAUUAUUAUUAUUAUGUGUUUUAUCUCUUUUUAGCUUCCGUUGAUUUUUAUCAUCUCUUGAAUGUUUAAUCAUCUCUUGAAUGUUACCUCUUCUUAACUGUUUUUAUUGAGAAUUUUAAAAAAAAUCUUUUUUUUUUUUUGUAAGCCACUUAGAGGUUUUCUUACAAAAAGGUACAUAUAUUUUGUUAAGAUGAAAAAAACCCUUGACCUCUCCCCUGAAAGGAAUCUCAAGCAGCAGGUGAUGGGGAAACCCUUUUCUGCCUGUGACCCUUGGGAGAUGCUGCCAGUCAGAGGAGACAGUGCUGAGCUUUAAUGGGCCAGUGGUUAGACCUGGUGUAAGAAAGCUUUCUAUAUUCCUUCCUGCUUGAGAAUAGGUGUGAGGUCGUUCCAAAGUCAAUUAGAAAGGCGAAUAGUUGUGUGCUGGGCUUUGAACUCUGUAAAGUGCUUGUCCUUUAAUUUCUUCUUAUUGUUAUUUAUUCAAUUUAUAUACUGCCCUUUAUCAAAAGAUCCCAGCAUCGAUUACAACAGUAAGAACACAUUUUACGGAUCAUCAGUAAUAAAAAGCAUAAUAACAAACAGCAUAAUAAUGAAAUAAUAAUCUCUCUCCCUCCCCCCAUCUUUAACAGGCCAUAGAUUAUUUAAUGGUUAAAGGCCUGGGUAAGGAGGGCUGUUUUUGCCUGGUGCCUAAAGACAUGUAAUGAUAGCGCCAGGUGAGCUUCUCUGGGGAAGAGCAUUCCACAGGUGGGGAGCCACGACAGAUAAGGCCCACUCUCCUGCUGCCUCCUUCUGAACCUCUCUGGAAGGAGGCACAUAGAGAAGGGCAUCAGAUGGCAAGCUCAGGGUCUGGCCCGGUUUGUAUGGGGAGAGGCAGUUCUUAAGGUCCUGAGGUCUUGAGCCGUGUAAGGAUUUAUAGGUCAACACCAGCACCUUGAAUUGGGACCGGAAACUAAUUGGCAGCCCGUGCAGUUGGGCCAGGAUCAGUGUAAUUUGCUCAAACCGUCUAGUUCUGGUGAGCAGCCUGGCCAUUGCAUGUUGCACCAGCUGAAGUUCCCAAACCGUCUUCUGAGGCAGCCCCACGUAUAACAACACACUGCAGUAAUCCAGCACAGAGGUUACCAGAGCAUGUCUUGCAACUCAAAUGUACAAAUCCUCUCUGUCUGCCACUGGUCACAACAGAAAGGAGCCCUGUUGAGUGGGAGAUUGCCUGAGGACAGGCUCUGCUGUGCUCUCUGAACCCAAGGCCUGUCUCCUCUUCGCCAGGGCCGCUCUAUGUGAUCGUGGAGUAUGCAUCCAAAGGGAACCUGAGGGAAUACCUGCAGGCUCGGCGCCCCCCAGGCAUGGAAUAUUGCUACAACCCCACCCACAUCCCAGAGGAGCAGCUCUCUUUCAAAGACCUGGUGUCCUGUGCGUACCAAGUGGCCAGAGGCAUGGAAUACCUGGCGUCCAAGAAGGUGAGCAGUCGCAGCAGGAAUGGUGGGUGUGCAGUUCAUACAGGAGGACGGGGGCUGAGGAGGGAUAGAAGGGCCAGGCAAUUAUUUAAAUUGUCUGCUGCAGAAAAAGGCAGAAGGGUUGGGCUGACAAUUGGAUACUGCCUUUUUGGAUGCAGAAGCCCUUGGCUUAUUGUUUGAUUGGAUCUGUAACUUUGUUGUUGUUAUAAUGGGGGGGGGCUGUGUGGGCUUCAGAAUUCCACAGACGAAAAAUGUGUAAUGGGGUAUGGAGGCAAAGAAGUCAGCUUUUAAAAAGUGAGAUUCUUUCUCUUGCAACAAUGGGGUAGUCCCUCGCAUGGGAGGAGGCACACAAAUUUGCUUGGUUCACGUCAUAUAUGCAGGCUGCAAGUUAGCUUGGUCAAAAAUAAUUUUGCCCUCUUUUGCUGUUAUGUUCCCUGUUUUGUUUUAAGCUGAAAAUGCCCCUGCGUUCCUCUGAGGGAGGUGUCAAGGCCUCCCAGGGCUGCUGCUUCUUUAUUGCAGGUCCCUAACAAUUUGUGUCUCAUCGCUAGUGCAUUCACCGUGAUCUGGCUGCCAGGAAUGUGUUGGUGACAGAAGACAGUGUGAUGAAGAUUGCUGAUUUUGGCCUGGCUCGAGACAUUCAUCACAUAGACUAUUACAAAAAGACAACCAACGUGAGUAGCCGAUUCAGGGGUUUUGGCCACCACGUCUCACGGCCAGCCUGUAUUCUGGACAAGGUUGCCCUCCCCUAGGAAGAACAGGGUCACUGUCUGUGAGGCUGUUAGAUCCCACACUGUCAAGGAAGGCUGUGGUGCCUCAGGGCUACAAGUGCCUUGUUUCAGCUGCAACUGGUUUUCCAGCGAUGGCACCUUUUCGACAGAGGUGACUUGGCUGCUAGUCACUUCCAGAUUGGAUGGUUACGAUGCGCUCUACAUGGGGCUGCCUGUGACAGUGGCUCGGAAACAUCCAUUGGUCCAUAGUGUAGCACCCAGACUUCUAGCUGGGGUUCUGUUUAGAUCCCAUAAAACCUCUGUUCAUUUCUGAGCCCAGUUCGGGGUGCUGUCCCCACAGAGGUGCAUCUGACACCUUCAUUGCACAACUUUUGGCGACUGCUGACGACACACCUCCGAACCGUGGCUUUUGACUCUAGAGAUGCAUAUUUUUAGGCUCCACCUUAUUUCUGUCAUAGUAAGUUGUUUUAAACAGUUUUUAAUAUUGUGUUUUAAUUGUUGAAGUCUACCCCCAGACCAUGUGGUGAAGGGACCAAAAUAAAAUAUUGGUUAUUUUCAUCAUUAUAUUCUGCACAUAAAAAGUGUGGAUGUCAUGUAUGUGGUACUGUGCAGAAACCUUUCUGAAGCUGAGGAGGUCCGUGUCUGGGCCUGGCCUCUACCUGGAUAGCAGAUUGUGUGCCACUUCAGGCAUUCCUUUCUCCACACAAUUAACUAGAGAAUGAGGUGAGGACAUCUCGUUGCCUCAUGACCAAGAAGCCAGGGAGAGAGAGGGGGGAGUCUCAGAAGCUUUGUGGGCACCAGAAGAAGACCUCAAUGAUGCCUUUGCACGUAUGGGCACCAUGAAGGCAACCCUAGCUUGAGAUCACACAUUGAAAUUCAAGAGCAAAUUUCAAAGCAGAGGAAGCAGAGGCUUUAAUUCAAUCUGAAGGCUUUUCUCCUGCAUGGCUGGCCUUAAACUGUAUUAAGAAGCACUUUGACGUGCUUUCGAACUGCUAGGUUGGCAGGAUGCCCCAUAGUAUUAUAUGUUUAAACUGAUUAAUGAUUAUGGAAGGAUUUUUAAACAUUAUUCUUGUUUAUAAAAUCCAAUUAAAAAACCCCCAACAACAACCUUGAGUAUCCAAUUAGGAGAGCACUAUUGCUGCUUGUAUAUAGUCACUUUUCAACAUUGCAUAGUUGAUUUUGAGAUUGUGGGGUGCUUGCCAUAUUUGUUUAAUGUGCUAUAUAUAAGGAAAACAAGAUUUAAACAGCAGUUUUUGCUAGAAGUAGAAAUGUCAAAACUACACUGGGCACUUCCAGCUCACACCCUUAUUUAAAGCUGUGCACAUGUUUGAUUUUGUUUUUCAGAAGUGAUUAUUUUUUUCAUGAUUUUAUAUAUAUAUUUGUAUUGUUUUGCUACGGUGCAACAUCAUGAGAAAUAAACUCUUCUGCAUCUAACAAUGCACAUACUUCAAGGGAAAACUGAAAGGUCUUUCCAGAUCUCCAGACACUUUUGUGCUGGGGGAAGUUUCCUUCCUAACCUAAAAACUGACAGUCAAUCAGAUCCCCCAAGUAUAAUCAGUGGACUCUAAUAAAAGGAUAGUGGGACAGUCCUGCAUCACAGAGCAAACCCUGAAGUGCUCUGCUAAAUUCUUCUUCUUCCUUCUUCUUCUUUGGCGAUCCCUGGUAGCCGAGGAAGAUGGUUUUCCAUGAACACGGUUUUAACAGUGAGUCUGUAAGUGACUGUGGAGGCCAAUUCUGGAUCCACAUGUCUUUCCACAGUGGGGACAUAGGUUUCCAUGCAGGAGUUGAUCACGGUGAGCAUGCCUUCCUCUUAGCACGUUUCUCCCUUUUGUCCUGAGUUCGAGUGUCUUCAACUCCCGUGACACCUUUGGUAAAGGCUGUUCUCCAACUGGAGCGCUCGCAGGCCAGUGUUUCCCAGUUGUACGUAUUUAUACUACAUUUUUUUAGAUUUGCAUUGAGAGAAACUUUGAACCUCUUUUGUUGACCACCAGCAUUGCGCUUUCCAUUUUUAAGUUCAGAAUAGAGUAGUUGCUUUGGAAGAUCAGGCAUCCACACAACAUGACCAGUCCAACAAAGUUGAACUGCUAAAUUCAUAGCAACACAACACCUCCAUAUUUAUUAUUUUUUGCAUUAUUCACGCACACAGACCCUGGCCUUUCUCUCCUUCCCACAGUUUUGGGCUGAUGCAGCUGUCUUUCCUAUUUCCUAGGGUCGCUUGCCAGUCAAGUGGAUGGCCCCUGAGGCUUUAUUUGACAGGAUCUACACGCACCAGAGUGACGUGUGAGUAUCUCUUGGCUACUUUAGACACGAACCUAACCUGAGCCAGUCCAUGGAACUAUCCAGAUUGUCCUGUCUGGCAUAACUGGUUGCAGGGCUCAGGCAAAGACCCAUGCGAUCUUUUCUCAGACUGGAGGUGCCAGGAAUUGGAAGAAGGACCUCCUGCCGGGAAGGCAAGGGCUCUGUCCCAGCCCUGAAGCCUCUGCUCCUGCUAGCCAUCUGCUCAGACCUCAAGGGUGGAGGGAUUGGGGAAAGAGCACCGGGUUUUGGUUCCACAGUAUUCACAGUUGCGCUCCAAGACACCAACUGCUCUGGCAACCCACUCCUGAAUGGCUCCUUGUGCUCAUGGCUCCUCCAAGGAGUGUGUCUUUGCUUGUGGUCCAAUUCACACACAACCUUGGUAUGCAGGCAACACCCCCUUAAGCCUCCUGGCAUCUCCAACUAAGCCCAGUGUGCUGGAUACUAUUCCCAAAGAUGAAAUGGAUCAGAUGUGGUUCAUCUUUGCUUAAGGAAAUGCUAAUUAUUAUAAGCAGGAAGAGGGUUUUCAGUCUGGCACUGAGGUUUGUUUGAAUCCUGCUACUGAUUCCAGCCUUAUUGUCAGCCCAAUACCUUUUCACCUCCACAAGAAGUCUUAAAAAAAAUUUAAUGAGACCAUUUCAUGGAGAAGCAGGCCUAUUGACAGUCAAGGGAGCUAGGGGUGCUUGAAUAAUUUGGUUUUUUGCAAAUUCCAAUAGGGACUGGCCUGGACUAAUGUGCAGAUUGCAAUAAAGUUGUCUUUUGGAUUUUUCCCUUCUCAGAAUUUUCCAGUUUUUUCCAGUUCAAAAAACAUACCUAAAUGAUUAUGAAAUAACAUUUUAAGAUAAGCUAUCCAGCAGGUUUUUCUUUCUCAGCCAAGCAAGCAUAACCAAACUACACUGCUACUGCUGUGAUUCCUGAUGUGCACAUGAUGCUCAAUUUAGAAUGUAGGAAGUUCCUUUACUCUGAGCCAGCUCUGUACUGGCUACACUGUCUGGCCAUGGCUCUCCAAUCAUUUUUCAAACCUUGUAACUUAAAGAAUAAAAACCAUGAAAGAAAUAGCACUGUGAGGAGAGAUGUGAUCAUACGGGAGAGCUGGGGGGGGGGGGGGGAAUGGUUGGAAAAACACAUUUUUAAAAUACAUACCUUUAAAGAAAAGGAAAAAGCUACAAAAAUCCAAACGCUAGCUGGAGACCAUUUGCAGAAGGGAACUCUCACGUCCUGGUGUCUUCCCACACCUCCCUCCCCCAUGUCAGCGCUGGAUGAGCUGAGCCAGGCUGCAUGUGCAAGAAGUGUCACAUCAGAAGGGGGUGCCCUGCUUCUCUGCCACACAGAUGUUGUGAGGAGCCCCGUGAGGACUGGACAGGUGAGUUGGGUGGGAGACCCCAUUUCCACACACUGUGUCUCUGCUCUUUGGCCAGGUGGUCCUUCGGCGUUCUGCUGUGGGAGAUCUUCACGCUGGGAGGGUCGCCAUACCCAGGAGUGCCAGUGGAAGAGCUUUUCAAGCUGCUGAAAGAGGGUCACCGAAUGGACAAGCCCAGCAACUGCACCAAUGAGCUGUGAGUGUCGCCUCCUGGCUCUUUCCCAGGCUGGCAUUGUGCUGGACUCAGACAAGGAACACAGAUGGGGUUCUUCCAGCCCUGGUCUUCAGUUCUCGUUAAAUAAUAAUAAUAAUAAUAAAUUUUAUUUAUAUCCCGCCCUCCCCAGCCGAAGCCGGGCUCAGGGCGGCUAACAACAAUCAAAUAAUCAAACAAUCAAAUAAUCCAACAUUCUAAAAACAUUUCAUUAUAAAAAUUAAUUAAAAUCAAAUUAAUGGCAACCGUUAAGCAAAUUCUGUGCAGGUUGCCAGAGGAGGGAGUCAGGCUGCGCCCUGACCAAAGGCCUGGUGGAACAACUCUGUCUUGCAGGCCCUGUCCCGCAGGGCCCUAGUCUCUUGUGACAAAGCGUUCCACCAGAUUGGAGCCGCAGCCGAGAAAGCCCUGGCUCUGGUCAAGGCUAGCCUAACCUCUCUGAGGCCUGGGACCUUCAGGAUGUUUUUAUUUGCAGACCGUAGGUUCCUCUGUGGGGCAUACCAGGAGAGGCGGUCCCAUAGGUACGAGGGUCCUAGGCCGUAUAGGGCUUUAAAGGUUAAAACCAGCACCUUAAACCUGAUCCUGUACUCCACCGGGAGCCAGUGCAGCUGGUAUAGUACCGGAUGAAUGUGAUCUCGCAGCAAAGACCCCAUAAGGAGUCUCGCCGCGGCAUUCUGCACCCGCUGGAGUUUCUGGGUCAGUCUCAAGGGCAGCCCCACGUAGAGCGAGUUACAAUAAUCCAGUCUGGAGGUGACCGUCGCGUGGAUCAUAGUGGCUAGGUCAUCAUAGAUCUAAGGGAUCUAAUGAUGUUUUCUUUAAGAGCGGGCGCACCACUGCCUCCUUCAGUUCCCCUGGGAAUAUCCCGGUGCCAAGGGACAAAUUGAUGAUAUCCCCCAGGGGGGCCCGCACCUCGUCUGGACACGCUCUAAUCAGCCAAGACGGGCACGGGUCAAGAGGACAGGUGGUGGGCUUUCCAGCUCGAAGGAGUCUGUCCACAUCGGCUGGGGAUAUCCGCUUAAAGUGGUCCAAUACUGGACCCGAGGACAGUCGAGGGGCCUCCAGUUCCUUUAUUGUAUCCAAAUUGGCAGGGAGGUCAUGGCGGAGCAACAGGACCUUCCCCGCAAAAAAGCUCGCAAAUGCCUCACAGCCGUGUGUCAGAUUGUUAUUUAAAUUUGGCUGUCCUUCAAGGGACGUUAAAGACCUAAUUAUACUAAAUAAUUGCGCCGGGCGAGAGCUAGCGGAUGCAAUGGAGGCCAAGAAGUAAGACUUCUUAGCGGCCUUCACUGCCAUCUCAUAGGUUUUCAUAAAAACCCUAUAAGAUGUCCUUGAGGCUCCGUCACGGGCACCCCGCCAUACUCGCUCUAGCCGUCUGAGGUCCCUCUUUAUUUUCCAAAGCUCCUCGGUAAACCAGGGAGCCCGGUUUCUGCGGGGUGACAGAGGGCGCUUAGGUGCGAUCUCAUUGAUGGCUGCCAGGAGCUGGAUAUUCCAUCCCUCAACAAGCUCAGUCAAUGAGUCGCCAGGGGGAGCAAGGUCUAUCAGGGUCCAUCAGCCUCUGCGGGCGAGCCCAAAUCGGCUCGCCACCUAAGCAGGGUGGGGGUGGAAAGUCAAUCCUGGCUUUCAGAGCGUAGUGAUCAGACCAUGGCACCUUCAUCGAAGGAGACAUGAUCACAUCUAUACCUAUGCCAAAGAUCAAAUCCAGCGUGUGGCCUGCUUGAUGUGUGGGGGGCCCGAAACAAACUGGGAGAGCCCUAGUGUCGCCAUGGAAGACACCAGGUCCAGAGCCUGUGAGGAGGGAGUGGCAUCAGCAUGGAUGUUGAAGUCCCCCAAUACCAAUAGGUUAGGGAACUCCAAGGCCCAGCCGGCCACCGCCUCCAGCAGGCCUGACAGGGUGGCUGCUGGUGCGCUAGGUGGCCGGUACGCCAGCCAGACAGCCAAGCUCACCUCAGAGCCCCACACUAGGCCAACACAUUCAAUGCCGGGGAUCGAUGGCGAUGGUAGAGCGUGUUGAAAGCACAGCAUGAGGCCAAUAUAUUGUACAUUGGGUUUUGUGGGGUGUUUAUUUUAUUUUAUUUGCCAUUUCUACAGCUCUUAGCCCUUUCCUGGCUCAAAGGCUAUUCCUGCUUUGGCCAGAGAGAUUCUCAAGUGUUACCAGCUCUGAUAGUGGUGCUGUCCGGACAGGACUUCGUUGCAGAAUGAGUGGGAGGUGCUCCAAACAUACCAGGGCUCGUUUGCCAUAUCUUGAAGCCAAUGAAGUAAUACCCAUUACCCCCUAAAGAGGAAUGCCAUGAAAGACCAUUAAAUCCAGAGUCUAAAAAUACCUACCUGCAAAAUGGUUCAGAAAGCUUCAGCAAGAAUUCUGCUUUGUCAAGGAUCAGCCCCUUAUGGUCUCUGUGGAAGCAUGGGAGGUUGCCUUAUACUGAGUCAUAGAGUUGGAAGGACCCCAAAGGUUAUCUAGUCCAGCCCCCUGCGGUGCAGGAAUCUUCCUGCCCAAUGUGGGGCUUGACCCUGAGAUUAAGAGUCUCAGGCUCUACUGACUGAGCUAUACCAGACCAUCUGGCUCAGGAUUGUCUACGCUGACUGGCAGUGGCUCUCCGGGAUUUCAGACUGGAGGGGCAGGUUGCCGAGCCCACCCUGGGAUGUCUCAUGAGCUUUGGCCCUUCCCCAAAAACUUCCAGGUGAACAGAAAUCCUGGAGGAGAUUACAUGUGAUCUAAUCUUCAGUGGUUAUGUUAGGGGCUAUCCCUGUUUCAGCAGUGUUUGUUUGUUUGUUUGCUGCCUCUCCUUGUGCCCAGGGCAGCUUGGGUUAAAUCAAAGACUUCAUUAAAAUGAAUGCAACAGCAACAAUACUGGCAUUUCAAAUCGACACAGCAUAUAUCCAAGUGAUCCCUAAACACAACAGAUAAAAUGUUGGAAAAGGCCAUCUCGUCUAGCGCCCUGUUUCUCACGGCGUUCUCCCCACUUGCAAUUCCCGGCAAUUGGCAUUCACAGAAGCCAUGCCUCUGACCCUGGCCGUUACGGCCGGGGGUUCCCUUCUCCUCCAACCCAAAUGCCAAGCAAGUUGGGCUCGUGCUUUCCCCUCCCAGAAGUCAAGAGAGCUGUUGAUGCCACCAGGCCUCUUGCUGGAGGCCCUUCCGUAGCCUCGGGGCUGCAGCCAUGGCGUCUCUCUUCCUCCAGAUAUUUGAACUUGCCACGCGACGGCACCUGAAGCAGAGUGGCUUGGUACGUGGGAGCAAAAGGAAAAAGGGGUGAUGUGAGCAAUUCUGAUCCCAAGGUCAGCCUGUUCCUAUGACACAAGUUCCAGAGAUGGUUUUCCUUGCCCGGCUUGCAGGGCCGGCCGGCUGGAGAGCCCCAUCGAGUGCAGCCGCCUGGCACAGCAGAACAGAACCCCCGCUGACCGGCAGAUGCAUAUUAUGAGCACUGGCAGGAAUUCAGCGUUGUUUUCCCAGCCCUGCUGAAAGCUGUGCGUGAUAAUAAACCAAGACUUCAUUUCCUUUAUAUUUUUGUUUUUCUCAGCAUGAUAAUAUCCCAAAUAGGGGGAGGGGGGUAACUUGGUCUUUUGUCUUGAGCGACUCUCAGUCCCUUCCCAGUUUGUUCUAGCCAGCCUGGCCAGUGGCUGCUGUCAACAGAUCCGCCUCCCUCCUUCGCCACACAAUGAGGAGGAUUGUGGUGCUCAGACCUAAGAAGGGGCUUACACAAAGUGUAGUGAGCAAGUGUUGCUGCAGGCUCAAACCUUCUGGUGUCGGGGUUCCCUUGGUUAGCAUGCAGAGACAGCCCAGCUGAAAGAUCCAGACCCUGCUUCAUACUAAAUUGCUAUUAAAUAUGCAGUCCUUUUGCAUUAGUCUGCAUGUUAAUAGCAGAAAUUAGACUUGCCUUCAGUGCCUUGCAAAAUGUUCAUCAGUCAUUGGUUCAUUUGACUCUUAUUUAUAAAAAGCAGCAACCUUUGAUUUACAAGUGGUGUGCAUUUAUUUACAGCAGUUUAAAAACGUGUGGGGAAGAGAGGGAGGGGGAUUUCCACUGCAAAGCAGUCCUGCUCACACAAGGACUUGAUGGGAUACAAGCCUGUCACAUGCUUUCAGUGAAAAUGAAGUUUACAGUUUGCAGGCCUGUGUCUCCCCCCGGAGCCAAGAGGUCUGCUUUAGGCGCAAGUGUGGAACUAAGCAGGUCUCAGUUGUCUGCACUGGAGACCCCCUGUGAACCCCACAUGCAGAAGAAAGGCAGGCGUAGAUGUAACAGAGAAAUAAACAGUCUAUGAUAGACUAGGAAAGACUCGUCACAUGUCAGAGGUGGUGGACUGUUGGGUUGAAAUAAGCGACAGACGGAUGGCAAGGUGUCAUACGGGAGGCAUCUCCCGAGCAGGUCUCGGCGAGUCUCUUUUAUUGAAUGUUACAGCAUUACCACAUAUGUGCUUGUUGCUGAUUGGUUAACACAAAUACAAUGCAAGGGCAUUAAUCAUAAAGGUUGGGAAAGGGAACACGUGGUUACUAGUGAUUGAUAUUGCAUGACUUGAAAGAACAUAACAAUCGCAGUCCGUAGAUGUGGUCAACAAUGCAUUAAGAACAGGUCAGGGUGUGAUGCUUCAUGAACUCAGUGUGAACUGUACAUUCUCAGACUCAUGUGCAGAGGCAAAAACUUCCCAGCAGUGGACAGAAACCUGGACUUAGAUUAGGGUGGAGGACUUUGUUUCAAGGUUCUAUGCGAUUCGUCAUUGUGUCUCAGCUUCCAUCUGAAACAUUCUUUGUAGGAUUGUUGUAAGGAUGUAUGAUCUCAGGAAGAUCAUGGAGUGUUUGCAAGUUCAGUAAAGUGCAAGUGUCAGGGUAGCCUUGGCCAACCUGGUGCCCUCCAGAUGGUGCUUUGGACCCCCAUCCCCGCCACCACAACUUGUAGUCCAAAACAUCUGCAGGGCACCAAGUGGGAUGGAGAAGGGCGUCAGGAGAAAGUGCUGAGACUGGGUUGGUUCAUCUCGUUGAACAACCUCUUUCCAACGGUGGCAAACCAAGUGCCCCAGAGAAGUCUGCAGGAAGGAUGGGGAAUCUUUUUGGAGCCAAAAGCCACAUCACCCUGGUGGAAAGCUGUUGGGCAUUGCAUUCCAGUAGUGGAGGCUGUCAGACCAGCAAAAAAAUCCCACACCCUUCACACAGACACACAUGCGGGUUAUUUCCCAUGGAAACAGAGGCAUUUAUUUAAUUCUUGCCAACUCUACUCAAGUUUCACCUUCCAUUCUCUCCAAUUUUCUUUUUUUACAAAAUAUGUAAAAAAUAAUGUCAAAUAACGUCAACACACAGCUGAACUGCAGUCUAAAACUUCAAAAUACAGUUGCAUCCCGAAAAUUGCAUGCAUGCAAUCACAAAAUGCAUGGGCCCUUCUUGCAUAUGUGCUCCUGUGUCAUUUCCCACUCUGCUUUGAUCUUGCGGAUUAAUGAGCUACAGUUGCUGGUUUUGCAAAACAUCAGAGGUUUGUUCUUCCCUCUCAGUUGCUGCCCUGAGCAGCUGAUGGCCUUAGGGGAUGUAGAGAGCAUUCCCUGGCAUCCAUACCAGACCUGGGGGUGAUUGCCUUCUUAUGCUCCAUGCCCACCAAAUCUGGCUUUGAUGGAAUCUGUUGCUUUUGUUGAACCUGUGUAUAAAAUAGCCAUUUCAUGGGCUUGUCCAUGUUCUGUUACGUGUCCUGCAACUCUGUGCUAAACGUUUUUCAUCCGGUUCUCUUAUUCUCUCUGUAAAGGUACAUGAUGAUGCGAGAUUGCUGGCAUGCUGUUCCCUCCCAGAGACCCACAUUUAAGCAACUGGUAGAAGACUUAGACAGGAUUGUGGCCAUGACCUCUAACCAGGUAAAAUACAUCUUUUUCCAAAGACUGUACGCUCCUGGGUGUCAUUCUGUCUGUCUGCAAGGUUGCAGGGAGCCGCUUCCUGGACUAACCAUUGAUUCAAAGCUCAAUGCUUUGAGUCCCCUGGGGACUCUGGCUUUUGGGGCCGACCAGGUCUUCUGUCUGGCUUUGGCUCCUGCUGCUGCAACUAAUUCCAGUGUUUCUUGGGGAGGGUCACUGGAGCACACUCUAUUUUGAUAACUUUGUUCUGAUAGGCCCAAUUUUCCCUGGGUGUGGGAAAAUUUGGGGUGAAGUGAUUCACUGUUGCUUUAAUGCCCCUUUCUCUUUCUACUGACAUUUGUCUCUUGGGGCUCCCCUCUCCUCUCCGAGGCCUCCAGACCCUGGGAUGGCCAGUGCUUAAGCCCUCAUGGCUCUUUCCUUCCCUCUAGGAAUACCUGGACCUUUCCAUGCCAUUGGACCAGUAUUCUCCUAGUUUUCCAGACACCCGCAGCUCCACCUGCUCUUCAGGAGAGGACUCUGUGUUUUCCCACGACCCCCUCCCCGAUGAACCUUGCCUCCCCAAGCACCCACCUCAACUUGCCAAUGGAGGACUCAAAAGGCGCUGA